Molecule: messenger RNA, 85511 nt
Organism: Xyrichtys novacula (pearly razorfish)
Lineage: Eukaryota; Metazoa; Chordata; Actinopteri; Labriformes; Labridae
Source: the annotation of a GenBank genome assembly
GCGCUUCACCCACGGAAGAAGAGAGAGGGAGCAGGCGGCGGGUCCUCUCACAAACACCACACUUCACUGUGUCUUCAAACUCCUGUAAACCACUUGCUCUGUUGCCUCUCUGCAUUCUGACUUUUUUCUUUUUCACGCUCAAAGAGAAACAAUGGGAGAGCGUGUUGCUCCGGGGACCCGCUGAACGCUGUUUACUCGAGGGCGAUAACUUUACAUCUCAAGUCUCCUGGAGGGUGAGUUCAAUUUUCGUUUCAUCUGUAAUAACCGACUAAAUGGGCUCGGGUUUGAUCGGCAGAACGGGCUCAAGGACCCGCAGCUAAGGUUGCCAUCUCCCUCCAGUGAAUCUGCGGUGCUAAACAGCUUAGCAGAUGUUUGUUAAAGGACGUAAACUGCUUUUUUCCCCGGUGAUAUUUAUGUUUAUGCUGUGGAAGUGGCCCGCUGCAACUUAAGGUGCAUGCAGUCCACAGUCGUUUGGAAAGCGCUGCUGUUGGCUGGUUGAUGUGACAAAUUGUGCUUUCUAUUUAAUUAGGCUAUUGGCGAGUCUAUCCCGUGGAAAUGUGUGUGCCGUGCCAAAGAAAAAGGGCUGUAUCAUCUUGGGAGUUUUGUAAUUCCUUGCAGCCAUGUUAGUGUGCUCUAUACAUGCUUCUUAUCCUGGAUGUUCAGCUUGGAAAACUAUUAUUCAAGGAGGCUGGGAGGCUUGUGAUGCAGUUUGAAUGACAGUGAUCCAGAAGUGAAUGAAAUGAUAUAUUUGUCUUGACUGCUUCAGUGUAAGUUAUAUACAUUUGUUGCAGGGAUUUCUCUGUUUCUGAUAAGUUUGAUUGCACAUCCUGAUCAUUUAUCUGGCACCUACAGCAUAUGAAAUAUAUCAUUUGAUAUUACCAUCUGCAAUGCUUUUAUUCAAGUGUUCCUCACUCUUAGAUGAAUUUCUCAAUGUGCUUUUAACUUCAUCUCAUGUCCCUCAACGCCAAGGAUGAGAAAAGACGCUAGAAGCUGUAGGUUAACAUUUUGAUUCAGCCCCAUAAUAAAGAAGACUCCAUGCAGUCUGUCGUUUCACCUUUGAGCCACUAGAUGACAACCAAGUGCAGGCUAAGGCGUCUGAUUAAACUUGCAUUAGCCUAUCAGUCAAUGAGCAGAACUGCACCAUAGCUUGUUAAUGAAAUCAUUACUGCUGUUGAUUUCCUUUGUAGAGAAAUAAACAGACUGAGAAGGCUUCUGUAGGAUCAAUGAUUUUUAUCAAAUCACUGGCAGAUACAUUAGGUGACACUCACUCACACACUAACACACAAACCACACACACACCCUCUCUCAUUUACACUAGCGGGAGCUCUCAGGCUGAAGCUGUUGUUUUUGCCCUGGUAGGAGCUGCAUACAUUGUAGACUCCUCGCUCUGCAUGGCUUCUCCGCAUUAUAGCAAUUUGUCAUAAAGUCAUUUAUCGUGAAUGCACCUUGGCACUACAGCGACAUAGAUUUUCUGCUGACCCUGAGCCUGACACUCUGUUUACACAAAACCAUGCUUUCAAAAUAAAGAUCUGCAUGAUUUUUGUUCCUUUUUGACAAGUUUAUUACAAAAAUUAUUCUUUUCUGGCUUUAUAAAAUACACGUAAGCUAUUUAAUGUCUUAAACACCUCUUAGUUAAAACAUGAUACUGUAUGCUUUUUUCCUUCUUAAUCCAAAAUGAAAAACAGCUCAUCCACAUGAAAAACAACUUGUCCAAACUUAUGUUAACGCUGACAUUUAUUUUAUUUUAUGCCUUUGUGUGAAGCAGCACAUGAAGCAAGGUUUAAACAGGGCAGUCUGUAGCAUUUUUUUGUUGGCUGUUCUAUGUUACAGAUUUGGCUGUUUAUAUCUAUGUUUUCAAAGUAUCAAGUGUCCCUAAGCAUUGAAAAGAAAAAACAUUUUACUGCUUUCAUUUUAUUGGUCUGCAAAUUGUUUUUCAAGAUUAAGAGGCCAGUUGUUGCUCCAGUUUUCCUGUUAUUUUUUAUCUUAUUUUUUAUUUUGCUUGAAUUUUCUGUGAUUACAAAUUUUUGAGGGGACAAUGCCAGCAAUGAUUUUAUCUCCUUCACGUUAACAGAAUCUGUCUGAUUUACUGCGAAUAAUUCUGAACCAAAAUAACUUUGUGUUUUUAUCCAGAGCAUUUGUAAAGUCAAAAAGUAUUGCGGUUGUACUGGACUCAAAUACAUAGGUGCCAGUCUGUCCUCUUGAAAAUGCUGUAACAUGUUCAGUGAGCUUCAAAGUUCUCUUAAAGUACUCAUUUAUUGAAACUUGUGUUCUGUAGGUGGUUGUUGUAAACUAUGUGCUGGUCCUCCAGGGUUUAGGUCGGGUUCAAGCUGUGAUUUCAUAUAACUUUUUCCAGCGAUGAGCAGUCAUGCAGCCAGAAAACAAAUUGAUACUCAGUUCAACUUCGGUGGCUUCGGCUCUCAGUCGGGCCAAGGACGACAUUUGCCACGGAGACGCCUGCAGAUUCUCACGUUAUUUAAUGAGAAGCGAGCAGACACAUCUUUGUCUCAUUUCUGAGCUCUUCCACAGCAACGUACCCGUCAAGGGCACAUAAGUGGCCUGGGCAUUUUUUUUCAUUGUGUGCACUUUACAGUGUAGUAAACCCUUCAAGUGGAAACCCCGAUGUUUGGCUCAGUCAAUACAUUUAAUUAGAACUGAUUAAUGAAAGAGUGGCUGUGGAAGGCUGACAGCUUCCUCACUGCACAAGGACAUAUUCUUUGGCUAACAAGGAGGAACUGCUUUCCACAAUUGGGAUUUGAAUUCACAAUUUAGGCAACAUAUAAUGAGUAAAAUAUCAGAAUCAUGUUAAAGUUAUAUUUCAAGAUCCAUUUCAUUCCCUUGUUAGUUAAAUGGACACACUAAUUCAUUCUUAAACCACUCAAUUAAUGUAAUUACACUCGACGAGUGGCUGGAUUGCACCCAUGUAGGCUCAAUAAUCUCUUAAUCACAUGUGAAUUACAGAUUUGGAAGGACCCAUCUGCACAUAUGCUGAAAAGAAGUGUCUCCCACAAGCCGAAUGUGGUGUUGGCACUGUGUAUUGUGAUAUGCAGUACAAUCAGAGUGAAUGUGCUGUAACAUAAUAAAUGGGUUGGGUCCAGUUCAUGAGGGCAAAUCAUCAUAAACAGCUCAGCGUUGUAACCCUUUUACAACAACAUGGGAACAGUGUACUGUAGUGUAAUAUUUCACGGCAGAGUUUCUCCCGGAGUUUGUUGUUUUGAACACUGUUUGCUGUCAGAGCCCCUCAAAAGUAACAGCAGCAAUGACCUUUAUUCUGCAAAUUAAGCUGUUUUUGCUCCAUGCUGACUGAUAGAUCUUAUUAUUUCAGCAAAAGUGCACUGAGCAUCGAGCAAAUACCCCGGAGCCAGAGCUACUAUAUUAACGGAAGUUAAUGAAAUAUACGGAGGCAGGACCUGGACUUUGUUUUACUGCUGAAAGCUGUGGCAUUUACAUUUUACCCGUAUGUGGAGAGAGAAUAAAAACAAUAGCAGCAGCAUGAACCCACCUCUUAUCUCCUACUUGUGUAUGUAAACAUAUUUAUUCUGCACCCUAUACUGAGUUGUUUUACUGCAAAUGCACACACAAGCUUGUUCAACUUUCUUUUUAUUUUUUCUUUUGUAGUGCACUUUCUCUUCUCGUCAGUCUACAUUUUGGAGUCAAACCAUGGCCAUGCAUGUUUUGCAUCACAACAAAGUGCAAAGUGAUGCUAAAUUUUUAAGGCCACAAGCUUUUGCUUCUAAAACAGCAAAGCUAGCUGGCAUUGAAAAUUAAAAAUCUGCAAUUUAGAUUCAGCUUCAAUUCUAUGUGAGCUGUCCCACAGGUCCGACAAUGUCUGCAUCUGAUUAUGCUUGCAUGCAUUUAAUUAAUAAUUCGACAAUGCGCGGCAUUGAUGUCGGUCAGCCAGCGCUCUGCAGGGGAAUAGAUUUCCUGAGCCUGAUAUCCAGCCACAGCCUCUUAGCGAGGAGCAGAAACGAUGAGCUCAGGCAGAUUUCAGAUAGAGAAGCGCCGGUGUGGAGCUGCGUUAAUCCCCCUCCCUCAGGUGUGAGUGCUCCUGGGGAGGAAACGCAGCAGACAACAGCUCCCCAUCGAUGCUCGGCCGCUUUCUGAUUAAUGCACUCAUCAGUUCUUUUCUUGUUUGUUUUAAUGACAAGCAUGUCCCCAGUGGGAAUCUGGUGACUUUUUGCAAAUACUGCUGAUGCAUCUGCUUACACCUGCCACUUUUUCCCCCUCCUCUCUUGUCCUGUGCAUAGACCACUGCCAAAAAGCCUCAGUCUUUUGACAUGAGCAGGCUGUCAGUUACGGUGCAGGGGACCACAUGACACAUUUCCACUGGAGAUACAGGAAACACACGAGCUGAGGAAAUGAGCAGUGAUAAGAUCUCAGCGUGUUGGGAUGUGUUGUGCUUUGUUGAUAAGGUUAUUAUUCAUCAUUAUGCCUUAGACAGCAAAAGCGCCACUCUCCAUCACAGGCAUAUACGCUCUUUAUGCAGUUUACCCGCUGCUGUACAUUUGCAAAGUUGUUCAAGCUUUUAUUACUAAUUACUGUGGAGUUUCAGAAUGAUUUAAUCACUUGUUUAGACUGUGGAGGAACCAGAAGAUGUUCAGUGAGCAUAAUAAAUUGAGGCUAGUCUUUUCUUUAUAGAACCAUGGUUGUUAAGUGGAAGUACAUGGUUCUCAGAGAAACCUGCAGAUUUCAAUAUUUAAUGUUAAUCUCAAAGCAUGAAAAAGUUGGUGGGGUAUAUUUUUGAAAUAUUAUGAAAAUUGGUUAAGAGAGGUUUAAUUCUUUUGUCGUCUCAUCCUAAGAAAAAAAAGGUGUAGAGGAUGAAUCAUCCCCUGACAAAAAGGAGGCCCUUUUUAUUGAAAGACAAUUCAUUGAGUAUUAACAAUACUCCUUUCUGUUCAACAGAGGCUAAAAUAACUAAAGUAUACCCAUCUCUCCAAGGUACAAACCUUAACCCUCUCAAAUGUUUCAAUUUAAAAAAAAAUUAUAUUCAACUUGUGUUCACAAAAGGACACUCUGUGAUGGGAAAUUUGAUUAGAAAUGAAGUUUUCUGGGUGCUUUAAGUAGUUAAAUCCUGAAUAUAAGAAGUUCAAACAAGCACCGACCCAAACCUGGGGGUGGAAAAAAAUGUGACUUUGGGCAGGGAUUCCCACUUUUCUGUCCACCACCCUAAAAUAAAUGUAUCAGAAACUGGCACCACACUUGUCCCUCAGGUGGAUAAAUGAUGGCUUAAAAGCUGAAAAUCCAACUGAUGUUUGAACAACACAAAAGACCACAACAGCUGAGCGAUCACAGUGUCAUUUUAGAGCCACUUUCUAAAGGCUAAGAAGUGAUCCUCAUGCUCAGACUACUAGAGCAGUGAUGGACUAUUUAAUAAGCAAAUGCACAGGUGAGUCUGUGUGCCUGUGAGUUUCAUACUGCUUUAAAGUCGAAGACUCUUAAUUUAUCUGGUCUGCAGAAAAUCUUCAUGUGUCACAGCGUUACCUGUGCUGUGAUAAAUUAACCUGCUGCAACCAAUGCUGUUGUUAAUCUGUUGGAAUCACCUCAGGGGUCAUGUGGCGAGGCAGAAAAGCAGAAAAUGGAUGACACAUUUCUCAUUUGCAUGGUUUUAUCUGAGAUUCAAAAUGAAGUGAAUGUGCUUUCUUUUAGAGUCGUUAAUUUUGCCUGGAAAGCAAUUGACAACCCCUCUUCAGUUUUCAAUGACUCCUCAGACCCCACUCUGUGAACCACUGACCUCGGUGUUUCACCAGUGGUUCCUUCAUGUCCGAGCAAACUGAUGGUGAUUAUUAUUCGCCCCUCAUAUUGCACAGUAAUUCAGCAACAUGAUCAAUGAGGGUUGAUCAUCGCUCUGACAAACGCAGACAGAGGAAGAGUUGUGGUAGUGCCACAUUUGGCUGCCUUGAUGUGAUUGAUGAUUAAAGUGGACAAAUGAUUCAGUGUGCUCAACUGUCCAUUAACGUUCUGAUGCCUAUUAGAGUGAUACCUCGCCUCUGGCUCCCUUCACAGAACGGCUGCAUCCUAGUAUUUCCUCACAGUCUGCUCCUGUGUGUGUGCGUGAGUACUUGAGAGUUUCUACAAUCUCAGUGCAGCUGAUUUGUGUAGAAGUGAAAUUAGAUACAGACACGGAGCUGCUUUUUUUUUUUUUUUUGCAUACACUGCUGCACGGAUACCUGACAUAUAAAGUAUUACUGCCACAUCUCUACCACAUGCCGUGCUCCUCCUGUUUAAUAAACGUUGUAGAUGCAUCUCAGCCUGUCCGAUCAGUUCCAGCCAGCAAACCCUGGCCUGUUUCCAGUGUCUAUAGUGAUGGAUCUUUGUGCUAUCAGUGAGGCGCUUUGAGCCCUAUAACAUAAAGCCCUGCGCUUAUUCAGCACACGGGUACCUUGCUUGUGAUCAAUGGCCAGCAGUCAGGACAGUGAAUGGAGCACAGAUUGAACCACAUCUGGGAUUUGGAUGCUGAAUAACUGCCCACUCAACAGGGGCGACUCAUGAAUAAUACACACGACCAUGCCGAGUGUCCCAUCUCGUUUGGCCCUUCACAGGCGAUGCUUUUCUCUCUCAGACCUGUCCAGAGAGCACAGGGUCGGGGCACUUGGCACCCCCAGUAGCCACAGCAGCAUCAGGCAGUCCUUCCUGCCGCUGCUGCUGCUGCCAUAAAGGGAGUGAGGAGAAUAACAGACACUGAAAGGGAAGCUUGUGGAUCUGUGAGGAUAAACUGACAGCAAUCACUGAUCGUAUACGACUCUAGGAGUCUUUUUACAUACAGUACAAGACUGUCAGUAGUUUUGCUGCAAAUUUAAAUGCAAAAUUCUCACAUCGGGUUGCAUUAUGAAAUUUGUAUUCUUGUGGUAUGACUGAAUUAUGUACACUACAAAGAAACAUAUUGCAUCAGCUUUAAGAAAAAGCCUUAAGUGUUCAGUUAGCUGCAGUUUCUUACGAUCACAUAAUGAUCGUUUAUAACACACACUCCGCAAAUGUCUGAAUUCAUAACAAUAAAUACAGGAUGUUUUCUGCAGUGAUUUCUCAUUCAGUAUACAUAGAUUUUCUGGCAGUCUGGAUAUAUACCUGCACUUAGGUAAAGGUAGAGCUUGCUGUCAGCUACCUCAGUUUAGUUGUCGCCAAUUUAGUGGUAAAAAACACAUUUUCUGAUGUAUUUGGGAUUCUGCACAUGAAGCAAACACAUAUUGUGCAAAGCAUAAAAGAACCAAAGAUGGACUCUAUAAUAUUGUCACUAUUGAACAAUGUUAUCACAGGUGUAAUCACAUAUUUUUCCCCAUAUCAUGCUGGUUUUAGAAAACUGUUUUGUGCUCUCUUUCUUCAGCUCCUCUCCUCUGUAUUGUAAUGAUUUGAAUCUAAUUUCUUAUACCCUUCGGAAAGAUUUAUGCAUUUUGGGGAAGAUUAUAGUCCAGUCAGUGAUGAAAACAGACACCUUCCUCGUUUAUUCAUAAAGGAGGCUGAACAGAGCCACUAGCCCUUCCCUCUUUUGUACUUUUUUAAUGCAUUCAGUCUAAGUAGACGUAUUUCACUCGAGUGGAUUCAAGGACAUUUAAAAGGUUGUGGUGGCAAAAAAAUUGGACAUACAUCUUUAAUGCAAAUCCAGCUGAUGGGAGCUCUCCUUUCUUUAAAAUUGAGAUCACCUGGUUGCAGCAUGGCCCGGUUUAAAAUGCUGCAGGAGCAUUUUCCUCAGAUUUAAUAAUCAUGAUGAGAAGUCAUUCCUCUUCUAGUCAUUGACUAGACUCCAACCAGAAGGUUAAUGCGAAACACCAGCAGUGGGAGGGGACCAUUGAUCUGGAGAGGGAGGUGGGAGGUGUAGCUCUAGUUAAAAAACUCAAAGUUUCCACCUUCAUUCUAAUUAGUUAAAUAAGUUUUCACUUGUACACUGAUUGUCCUUGAUGUCCCACACUGCUUUGUUUCUCUCCAAAUGAGCACUGGCGUUUAUUCUCACUGUUUGAUGGUUGAUUCAUGGUUGAAUGGUGCUUCAGUGGAUUUACUGAGUAGUGACUGUAAGUAUAAUCAUGACUUUUUAUUCGUUUACCCACUAAAAGCUACUUUAUUUUCCAACUCAACUACUUCUAGUUUUUGUACUCUACAUUUAUCUGAAAACACUGAAAAUCAGUGGUGGUUAAAUUGGUGGUUCUAACUUUCUAUGACUGAACUUAAAUAUCUGUUUAAUACUAAUAGAUUGGGCUGGGCCAUAUUGGAAAAGGUUUAUCACAAUAUAUUUUUUUCACAUCAGUUGAUAUCGAUAUAUAUCAUGAUACAAAAAAAAUCACUUGUCAAUCUUAAAUGUUCCCUGUGACUCUUGAAUGAAAUUUAAAGAUAACAGAAGGUUCAUUUUUUUAAGUAUUUAUUUUCUGUCAAAGUUGAACAUGACAUUAUAUAACACAAAACUGUUUCAAACAGAUACAAAACUCCUAAUAAAUUUGAAAACGAAAAUCUUAAAGCUUAGGAGAGGAUGCAACAGAAACAAAAUGGACGUAACUUUGUGAUGUCAGAUAAUAAAUGAAAAUCCCCAUUUCAUUGGCUAUUCGUAUAGUCUACCAAAACACUGCAGAAUGCUGGCUAUCGAAAAUCAUAUUGACCAUGUUUCAUAUCGAUAUUGAGGGAAAUUAAUUUUUAAGAAAUAUCAUUGUUUUAUUGCCCAGUCCUACUUAUAGCUAAAUAUGUCCAAUGAAAGAGCGUUUUAAAAGUCUGAACAGGGAUUUGUUCAAGCAGAAGUUUUCACUCUAACUCCUUAUAUGGUGAUACUGUGUAUUAAUCAGGAGGCAAGAUUACAAGUCCAGGACUUUUCCAAUAACACCUCUGAACUUGUAGUAAAGAACGGUUUUGGAUACAGGACUUUCCCAUUAUUAUUAUUAUUACUUUUAUUGAGAUGAAAUGAGCCUCUAAUUAUCUAAUCUGUCGGAACAAUGUCAAGUUUAGAUGUCUCUCAGAAACUAAACUCACCUUCUUGUGAGAUCUCAGCGCAUUGUCUGCACAGAAAGCAAGGUGCAUCCAGGCAAAGUGGCUUUUCUCAUCCUCGCACCCCCCCCCCCCCCCCCCCCCCGUCUACUUCACACACCGCUUACCCUGCGACAUUUGGGACGAGUUUCUCACUGCUUGGCUUCUCACAUCUUGGACACUGACACAAAAUAAAUGAAGACACAAAGAAGACACAAGGUUCAGAGUUGGAAGGGGUUGGUGGCUGAGGUGUGAAACUAUUGGGCUGUAAAAUUGCCCUGGCAGCCGUGCUGUUGUUUCAGCAUUUCAUGGAGAGCUGCUCUGCUAGCGUCCCAAUACUCCCCUGUUCGGUGCCUUCUUCCCUCCACCUUUUUUUCCAUUUGUUUUUCUGUCCGCAGCAGGCCUAUGCUGAGUUUGGCCUUCUCUGUUUCUUUAUAAAAUACUGUAAUGGCCAUCUUAUCUGCUUGGUAUGCAUGCCUAUGUGCUCCCUUGACUAGAGAAGCAGAGUAACAGAGUAUUUGAGUUUUGUCCUCUUGGUGGGGGAGAGCAGAAGGUUCUACGGGCUAAUAUUCACACAUUAAUCUGUCCGAAGAAGUCCAACUGUUCUCCAGCAGUUCUCAUUACUCGCAAUCAGUCACAGGGUGGUUAAUUGUCUGUGUGGGGAAGGAGCGAGGAGGAGCCUGAGUGGAGCUUCCUCCUGGAGGCAGCAGGAGGCCGGAGCGGGCCGAGCAGAGAGGACAGACGUAGCGCAAAGGGCAUCACAACAAAUUUGGCCGUCAUUGCGAUGCCUGGGGUUUGUUAUUAGAGGCAUGUGGUGAAACAUAGUCACUAUUCUAAGCAGCAGGCAGAGCUAUGUGACAUCAGGAGCAUUGUUAUUUGAGUUCAUUAAGUGCUGUUGUUUCACUAAUUAGUUUUUCUCGCAGAAGUAUGGGCCUACAGCUGAUAAUUGGUGACAUGUUUAAGACUGAAGAUCCUGUCACGUCGAUAAGAACCCAAAUACAAUUAGUUUCACAAAAAGGGAUAAUGUUUGGCACAUAGAAAACCUCAUAACAAAACCAGGGCAGAGAAGCUGUAUGCCCUUUUCUAUUAUCUAUAUUUGAUGAUUAUGUUUACUCACAUUAGUUUUAAAUUUCCUGCUCUUUCUUUGAAGAACUUGUGAACAGAUGGCUCGGCCAGCCCCGCUGCUCUCCUCCCUUGUGUCUGAUUCUACAUUCAUAAAGCUAAUGUUAGACUAGAUUAGUUCCUCUGAUGUCCAUGAAGCAGUUUCUUAUUAUUGCCUGUGGUUGCGAGUGAGCUGCUGCCUGGGAGCACACAGGACAGCGUUUGUGUGCUCCAGCAGGCUGCAGAAAGUCUUUGUGCCCAGAGUGAAAGGAAUAAAAUAAGUACGAGGAGAACCCCCCCCCCCCCCUCUCAAUGGGCUGUGUCUGGUGUUGGCCUGCCCCGCGGUAAGGCAAGGUUAUUCAGAUGAAAGAUGGUGUUGAGAUUAGUGAGCCCUGCCCAAACGCGUGGACGUCCAGCAUGCCGCACUGCGUGAUUUAUGGGAGUCGUGAUAUCAGUGGUCGCCACAUGAAUAAACCAUGUGGCCAGAAUUAAGCUCCUGUUAAACGACGCACAGCAUCUUUUUUUUCCCCAGGUGCCUUAAACUCCGAGUGGAAAUCACAGUCAAGAAAGUUGUGUUGUUGCUCUUUCAUGUGAGGACCGAUGCCCAGCUGGAGAGGCACCAGCUUUGAAUCUCUGCAGAUUUCUUAAAUGCUGAUCACUCCCACAGCUUUUCCCAUGCGUCAGCUGAGGGUCAGAAGUUCAUUUAUAGUGAGAGAGUGGGGAGUGGAAACACAAAACUCUUGAUGCAACACCAAAUUCAUUGCAACCAAGUUGAAAAGGUUAUGAAGAACUAAAUUAUGAAUUUCCAUCCUAUAUUUUAUUCAAUAAGUUAAUCGCUUGUUAGGAUCUUUUUGUGUGUUUAAGUGUCCCUCUUUUAAGAAUACAUAGAAGAACUGCAGAAAAUGAGUGUUUCCUUCAUCUGAUUCUGCUCAGUAUUUUCUUAAUUUGUCACUUGGUCUGUAAAAUGUCUGAAAAUCAUUUCCCAAACUCACACUGAGGACUUUAUAGUUCCUGUUUCAUCUGAUCAACAGUAUCAAACUCAAACUAUUUGUAUGACUUUUUGUAUAAAACGCAGAUAGGCUAAAAGUCUUCAUUACUGACAAACGAAUUUUGAAACAUUUUGUACAAGAAAAAAAAAAACAAUGUCACUCCACACAGUUUUUGUCAUUGCUUUUCAUCUGAAAUUCACCUUAUUUCUUGUCAGCGUUGUAACCAAGUUUCAUUAAGGGAAGAGCACAACUGCGAUAAUUAGAUUUAUCGCUUGAAAUAAUAUGAGUGAAUAUGAUCCGUGUUUUAAAAGAAUAUAUAAGAAGAAACUCAAUAUAUUUUGUAGAGCUGUGGUAGUUGGAUUCAUCAAUACUUCUGGGACACUAGGCUGCAUGCAUAAGAAUGUCCUGAAUGCCAAUAGAUAAAAUAUUGCGACCGGAUCUCCUUGUCCUCUCCAGUCUGCUUGAAAAAUCAUAAGUAAAAGCCCCAGGGUGAAAGAAGGAUGGCAUAUUUCUUCCAUUCUUUCAUAAAAUGAUAUGAACUCACUCAGUCCUUUGUCCUCAGAAAUGAAUUGAUCCUCUAAUGUCCAUAACCAUAACUAAGCACUGUUAGAGCUCCAGUGUCCGGUCUGAGAUUGAGAGAUUGUAAAGUUAAUCCUCAGCCGGAUCAUCUCAAGCUGCCAUCUCGAAUUAUCCAGGUGUAAUAAAAAGUGAAGUACCCAGAAGUGCUUUUUUUACUGAGAUCAGGUGUAAGACAUUGCUGCCUCGGCUGCACUUCAUGCUGUCAGCAUUACUGACAUUCCCAUAAAUGCGGCGACAAACACCCUCUCGGGCUUUAUGAGUUUAAUACACUUGGUGCCAAUUCAUGUGUUUGGGGCCCUUAAAGUGAUGUGUAGACAAGAGUACAACAAGAAAUCAACAGGAAGAAUCAACUUCUACAUUUCACCGUGUCGACAAACAACUCCUUAUUAGAUUGUUGACAGAACUAAGAUUUAUAGUCGAGAUGCGCAAUAUAAAGUUUUUUGAGGAGACAUUGACGUUUGAUAAUUACUUGGUCCUGAUGUCUAAUGCCGAUUCAAUUACUGUUUGUAAUUAAAAAAUGAGAACGUGAUGUGUUGUAGGGCUGGGCGAUAUGGCCUCAAAUCAAUAUCACAAUAUAUUGAGCAGUUCACCUCGAUAACGAUAAAUGGAUGAUAACUACUCCACAAGCUGUUCACCCCCUCCCACGUUAACGUUGUCUACUUCAGCUGCUACAACUUUUGAACCGUCCUCCAUCUCUUCACUUGUCUUUCCCUCUUUGUUAUGGACUGGAUGGAGUGGAGUCACAUCUCUGAUGUAGGACAGCGUAUUAAAGGGACAUGAGACCAUAGCCUACCUACACACAUCCAAAAACAACUUUUAUUUUAAAUUUUUUUUGACACUGAAUUUAGUGAUACGGGCAAAACGAAGUUUGUUAUUGUUGUGAAUUUCGGUAUGGGUAAAUUUGUGGUUUAUCACACAGCCCUAAUGUGUAGUUUAUGUAACCCUGGCAACAGUAAGAAAGGCCAAGGUAUAGUGUGCAAAGAUACAUUUCUAUAUUACUUCUCUAUUCUUACCAGUUCUAACUUUAAUCCUUUUGUAAAAAAGAGACCAACAAACCUCAUUUUUACCUUUCAUUGUGUUAGUCUGGAACACUUAUAGCUUUAUGUUACUUCCUGUUCAAAAAAACUCCUUAAUUAACCUCAUACUGGCAUCUGUGAAAACCGAUAUUUCAGCAUCAUUCAGCCUCUGCUUGAGGAGCUUUCUCUUGACUACCUUUCCAGUCAUAAUCACAGCGUGUGGGUGUUACUUUUCACACAGUUCUUCUGCAGCCAAAAAAUACACAAAAGUAAAGCUUUUGGAAUAAACUUAAGCUUGCUGGUAGCUCACCGGAGCUAUUAGAAGUUAGCUAUUGUUACAGUAGCUGCUGUAACAAUGGUACUGAUAGCUUGUGGGUCUGAGUCUGAAUUAUAGGUUUUCACGGAUGAACAGACUCAAUAUUCAGUUACAGUUGAGAUAAAAUUGUUUACAAAGGAGUUAUUAGAGAAGUUGCAAGCACAAAUAGCUGUCUAGAAAACAUCAAAACUUCCCCCCUGUUCUCUGGUGUCUUUGUCUUUGGGAAGAAAAUAAUAGCUUUGACUUUCCUUCACACCCAAAAGAACUUUUGAGAGCAAUAUUCAGUGGCGUAUUGAAUCAAAGCAGAGUGAAAGGCUGAGUGAUGAAACAGACUUCCUAGCUUGUCCUUGACAGAGCUGCUUGGUGAGCUUAUUUAGCAUUGACCGCAUAAAAUGACUCAACUUGACACUGACUUGUGGCCAUGUGUUAACAAGCUGUUAAGAGAGGCUGCAGAGGUUAAGUAUGGACGUCCAGCAUUGGGACAUUGUAUGUAUAUAGGUUUAUAACAACAGCAUGAUGGUUAUGUCAACAAAGUUCAUAAAAAAUACUUACCAACACCAUACUUUGGCUGUUAUAAACCAUUUUGGCCAAGAAUAAGGGAUCAAUACUUUGACCAACUGUCAAACAGACACUUCAACAAAUAAAAAGCAGGUAGUUUUCAAAAGUGCAUCCCUCAGUACAAGAUGAAAGCCGUGUCAGAGUCUUCAUCCAGCCUUGAAACUAAGCAUACCUACUGGACCUGCGAAAGAAGUUCAUGUGUCUGUGGUAAAACUGAAAGUGCAGACAUUGCUGUCAAUCAAACUUGUGAAUGUGUAGAGAUAACAUCAAACAGAGCAGGUGAGAAAAUGUCUGCUAAGGAGAAGUGGAGACUACCUGGGCUCUCAAUAAACCAUAAAGACGCAGAAACCCAUGCUCUUCCAUCAUGGCAGGAGGUUGGCUAUCAGGGGCUAUAACUUUGGCGAUUUUGUCCUGACAGUUCACCUGCUUGAUUUUGGGUCGCUAUAUCUUUGCUAGAGUGUUCAGGUUGCUAUUACAAUGAUAUGAAAGUUAUACCUGUAAAACUAUACAGAUGUUAGCUAGGUCUGGGGUGUCCAGCCCUCUUUUUGAAUCAAGAUCUGCUUUCAAAGUGAACAGUCUUAAGAAGAGCAUGGACACACACACACAGUUGCCAGUCUGUUUGGGCACCACUGGCAUUACAAUAGCCCACCACUGUACUUAAUUUAGACACAAAUUCUACAAUUUGGAAAAGUCAAAAUAAAUGUGUUUUAGUAGGACUGCUGUGAUUCCCCAAGCGCUUAUUUCACAACUUCAUCAUCUUUGAAAGACUUAUUGUGUUUAGCAAGAAUAUGACCAACGUGAUUAGACACAAUCACAAUAUCCUUGAUGUUUUGCCCAUACACUGUAUGAAUAGGUGAAUGUUUAGCAUCUGUGACAUCACCAGUGUUUCUGAAGUCUCCAUACUGGUAAUGCUGACUCAACCCGACUUCCGGCGGCGGCGGGUUUUGGCCUCCCUAUAAACAGCAUCAGUCUGCCGCCUAUAAUUCAAGACAGCCGUGCCUCUGAUUCGCAGAUCUUGUAACCUUAUUAUCUUCGAAAUGAAUGUGUUACAAAAGAAUUCACUCCAUGUGCAGUGGGUGCUGUAGGAGCCCUGAGCUAUUCAGACAAAACCUGUUUUUGUGAACCAGGCUGUGCUGUGGAGAUAAUUGACACUCCAGAGCGGCUGGUUGGUGUGACUUUGGCGUACUCAGCCAACUUGCCCCUAGGCUCCUAGAGCAGAGUUUACUACUCGUUUUUUUAAUCAUUUAAGACCUUAUCUUACAUACUUUUUGCUUUUUCUGGUCAUUCAAGCGCAGUUGAUGGUUUACAACUCUUUUUCUGUGGUGUGAAAAUCUUACAACACGUGUUUUUCUCAACUAUACGCAGACUUUAAACUUGAUAAAAAUAAGUUACCCACUAUUCUAUAUGUUAAAUGUUCCCAUUCUGAGUGAUCUAUAUAAACUGAUAUUUUCUGGUAUCAUAGCCAGUGGGCUUAGGGAAACUUAAUAUUAAGAAAAAAUAAAAAAUGAAAUAAAUUUAUGCACUAGUAGGGCUGGGCGAUAUGGCCUCAAAUCAAUAUCCCGAUAUAUUGAGCCGUUCACCUCGAUAACGAUAAAUGGACGAUAACUACUCUACAAGCUGCUCACCCCCUCCCAUAUUAACUCUGUCUACUUCAGCCGCUACAACUUUUGAAGCGUCCUCCAUCUCCUCACCUGUCUUUCCCUCUUUGUUAUGGACUGAAUGGGGUGGAGUCAUGUCUCCGAUGUAGGACAGCGUCUCAAAGGGACAUGAGACCAUAGCUUAUGUACACACGUCCAAAACCAACUUUUAUUAAUUUUUUUGACACAGAAUAUAUGGACAUGGGCAAAAUGACGUUGGUUAUUGUUGUAAAUUUUGGUAUCUGUGAAAUUUCGGUUUAUCGCCCAGCCCUAUUCACUAGAAUGAAAACUGGUUCAUCAUUUAUAUAGUCAGAAAACUGGGAGAGCAUAAAUUCGACUGUUUUCAUUUUCUUGGUUACCUUUAAAUUCUACCUAAGAGAGAACUUUUUAUUACUUACCUGAGUUGAAAGCAGCCUGAAUUACGACUACAGAUGUUUCUAAAUCUAGUUUUAGUGAGUGUUGGCAACAGGAUUUACUUUUGAACAGUUUCCUUGCUCAGUGUCCCCCAACAUGUCUUCGUUCCCUCCUCCUGGCCUGUAGCACAUCAAGCUCUCAGGUAUGUGGCUGAAAACCAGGGGACGCGGUGUCUUUGAUGCACCACACCAUGGCCUCUCUAAUGAGGCCUGACUCUUAAUGACUCUCAGCCAGCAGCAGCAGACAGCCACGGCCAGCAGUGGGGCUUAUCUCAUUGGCACUCUGCGCUGCCCGGUUACACCUGUAACCUUUAGAUCACUCCAAAUUAGGCUGCUCCGGGAAUCCUUCAGUAGUGAUUACAAAACAGAUCAAGUGGCCAGAAGAAUUCUCAUAAAAAUUGUAUGUGAGGUCUCUGCUUGAAUUCAGAAAAGGGGGUAAUAGGCUGAUUGUGCAAAUGCAUGUUGCACACACGAGCCCACAUCAUGCAUUCUCUCUGCUGCUUCACAUGAAAUUGCAAUAGCAAGCUGUGUUUCUGUUGACUGGUUUCCAUUAUGCAGAUGUAAAUUAACACACGCCAGACCCAACUGAGCAUUGUGAUAAACGAGCACAUAGUUCACUGAGAUGAGCCUGGGAGGCAGCUGGGAUCUAUAGAUGGGAGGUGAGCUCCUGACUUGUGCCAGUCAGUCAUGCCUGCUGAGCAUCAUUCAUGGCCGAUUGCAGGUGCUGGUCAGCCAGGGGACAGGGUGCUUAAUUGCAUCGCACUUUAAUAAGUCACACACUGAAGGCACAUGGCUUUAAUCAUGCAGAUGUCUCUGCUGAUGGCCUGUAUUCGGGACACGGGUGUCUUUGACUCUGUAAUUCUCAUGUCUCCAUCAGACACCUGAGAUUCACUUUAAUACAUUCAAGAUUCAGAACUCCUUAUCCUCACACGCACAUACACACACCUUCAGACUAAACCCUUCGCCUCGUCCUUUGCUCUUCUGUCUCUAUCAAUAGUCCAGAAGUUAUUGCUAUUUCAGCAGUUUGUCAGCAGGAUUGGAUCGCAGUGAUUGAGGGAGUUACCACAGCCUCAGAAUUCAAGGUGGUGAGGAACAAAGAUGAAUUAAUUUCAAGGGAAAACCCACCGAAGAACAUUUUGUUUCAGUGUAAGUGAAGAUGUUUGAAGUCAAAACUGAAACAAACUGCUUUUGUCGGCCACAGCAAAUAAAAGGAAGGAGGUGUUCAGGAGAGACCAGAGUGAUAAGCUUCAUAUUGAUCCUGCUUGUGAGCUUUAUGCAGCGCUCUUUGUUCACACUUUCUGUAUGCAGAAUAGACACUGAGCAGGAGGUCUCAGCAACCCGCUGAACCAUCAUGAAGAGUGGAUUACAGUUUGUCUUCUUUGAAGCACUCAAAUGUUAAACUUCAUGUUACUAAAGGACAUAGCAGUGAUCUGUUCAGGCAUGAAAAUAUAUCAGACUUUUUUUUGUCCUUGACAUUCAGCGCUGUUUCACUGACACGUGCUACACAGCACACAAAUACAGAUGAGGAGCUAGACGGUAACCAGACCUGCAGAGGAAGAGUCGCAACUUAAUCUUUAUGUGAUGACUCGGGCUGGGACGAUAUGCUUUUCUCCCAGUUCGAUUCUUCUACGAUUCUUUUGGAUGUUGAUUCGAUUUAAAUUGCGAAUCUAUGAUAUUGUUGAUUUUCUCGAUUUUUAGUCUGCAUUUUUAACACCAGUGGAAUAGUUGAAUGAUUAUGAUUGUCUACUGACUAUUGCAGGAACCUUAUUCCCCCCCCAAAAAAAAAUCACAUGUAAGUCAGUUUUUAAGAUUUAUUCUUAAAGGAAUAUUUCGGUGUAAAAUUAAUUCAGGUUCAAACGCACCGUAACACCGAGUUAGACACCCCUUUGAGAAAUGAAUGUGCCGACCGCUUGCUUCUCUAGUUAUACCAUCUUUAGUAACGGCCGCACAAUAGCAAUACACAGCGGUCCGAUGAGCCAUAAACAAACCUCAACCAAAACGCCACUCUAUAGCCACAAAUAAUGCUCAGAACAGCACCUAACUUCAUCAACAGUACAUAUAGAGUCCCAGCCACAGCACUAGCCACCAAACAUCUUUUUAACUUGGCCUGAUUUCUUUAGCAAAGAGACUAAACACAACUCACCUACUCUCUUCCAGCAGCCGGUUGUUUGUAGCGAGACCUCCGGCCAGUACAUUAUGUACUGCUGCGGGGUGACGCAGCUCAAGGAAGAAAAUUUAUGAUCAUUUCUUUAUCAUUUCCUUGAAGUAAUAAUCACCAUAUUAAUCAUUUUGCACUGCAGACGCGGUAGUUCUUCUGCCUUAGCGUCUCGGUCUGAUUGCAUUUCCAUGAAGAAAUGAUGUGUUUGACCCUAAAUUAAUUUUAUGCCGGAAUAUCCCUUUAAUUUCAGAUCAAAUCAGAAUUUUCUCGAUUCCGUUCUAAUUUUUUGUUCAUAGAUUUUAGUUCAGGAUUCAACACUAUCAUCCCACAACAGCUCAUCAUCAAACUGGACUAGUAUAAGACUCGAUACCUGACUGUGCAACUGGUCGCUAGACUUCCCCAGUGAGAGGCCACAAGCAGUGCGGGUCAGCAAUAACACCUCAAGCACCAUCACACUGAGAACAGGAGCCCCGCAGGGAUGCGUUCUUAGUCCCCUGCUCUUCACCUUGCUGACCCACGACUGCACACCAACAUUCAACACCAACCACAUAGUGAAGUUUGCAGACAAUACUACUCUGUGGUGGGUCUCAUCUCCAACAACGGCGAGACAAACUACAAGAGGUCAGCCAUCCGUCUAUGUGGUGCAGAAGUAACAAUCUCCUUUAAACGUGGACAAGACAAAGGAGAUUGUUCUGGACUGCAGAAGAGACCACACCAAACACCUCCCACUGACCAUUAAUGGUGCUGAUGUGGAGAGAGUGUGCAGCACCAAAUAUUUGGGUGUGCACAUCAGUGAGGACCUUUCCUGGACAGCCAACUGCACAUCACUGGAGAGGAAAGCCCAGCGGUGCCUCUGUUUCCUCCAAAGACUGAAGAGGGUGAGAACCCACCCACCAACAUGUUCACCUUUUACCCAGGCUCCAUUUAGAGCAUCCUGACCAGCUGUUUGUGUUGUUUAGAAGCUGCAUAAAACAAAACAAGAAAACACUGUAGUGCAUCGUGAACACAGCAGGGAAGAUAAUUGGUGUCUUACUUUUCUCCCUCCUGAACAUUUUCAACACCCGCCUCACCCGCAGAGCAGUCGGCAUUGUGAGGGACUCAAGCCACCCCUUGCACAGCCCGUUUAGCCUCCUGGCUUUCCCGGAGAAGGUACCCGAGCCUCCAGGCCUGCUCCACCACACUCAUGAACAGCUUCACCCACCAGGCUUCCAGAAAGCUGAACUCUCUCCCCUACCUGCCACCUCCCUACUGGAAACACUGGACUCUGAAUGCCCUAUAAACCCUUACCCUUACCCUUACCCUUACAUAGUAUUGGCACUAUAAAGAGAAAUCUUCUGCGGCUGCAGAAUCACCUGGUUCUGUAUUUUGCACUGCAUAAUCUCUUUUUGCACUAUAACUCCACUGUUGCAUGUAUGCUUACUGUUUACAUGCCCUUUACAUCAAAGAAAUACCGCACAUUCAUCCACUAUCUGCCCUUUAAGGUCAUGAGUAAAUUAUAUACAGCACAAUCAUUUUUCUGGUCUUUAGGUUUGCAUGUGUAUGUAUAGGGUGUGUGUGUGUGUGUGUGUGUGUGUGUGUGUGUGUGUGUACAGGAGCGAAGAUAUAGAGAAAGUAGGCACAAGGGUAGAUGCAGACGCAUAAACCACUCUCCUACUGUAUUAUACUCUUCUCUGUUGUACUUUUUUGUGUAUUUUUUAAUUGCUCUCUGUAUUUUUGCACCGUGGGCUGCAGAGAAACAUCUUUGUCGAUCCCUGUGUAAUACUCUCAUACUGCAGUAAUUGUCAAUAAAUAGCUUGAAACUUGAAACUAACUGCUCUCUUUAGCUGUUUUGAGACCAACUUUUUAAAAUAAAUAUAUUUAUAAAAAAAUUGACUGUAACUCUUGAAAGGUGAACAAAUUAACAGGAUACAGUAUAGACCAGCUUUAGUCACUUUUCAAAAAUAUAACCUCCCUUUUACUCUUUCGGACAGAGUGAAGAAAUUGAAAGGUUCUGGCAUCUUUAUUAGUAUCUGAACCUGUCCAGCAAAAAAAGAGAAGAAUUAUUCCCAACAAUGAAGGCAUCCUGACGAAGACGUGAAAUUGCAUACUCAAUUAAAGCUGCUGUGAGGAGCUUUUGGUUUGUGUUGAUAUUGGUGCCCCCUGUGUGACACCAUUUGUCCUGGACAUGCGAUAAAUUCAGACAGAAAUCUUAUCCUGUUGUCUUCUUAGAGUGAAAAAUAUCACUCACUGGGAUUAUCCAACAUGAAAAGGUCAAAACAGGCUGUUUUAUCAGCCUGCUGCCAAUCAUCUGGUCUGACUCCUCCCCUCUUGUAGCUGUUUUAAGCAUUAGAAAUUACGGCAGUGAAAUCACCGGCCUCUCUGCCUUUAAUCUCAUGUACUUUCAAAGGUCAUGAGGAGACAUCAGUAGAAGUUUUAGUCUGUUCCUUAACAAGUUAAAAACUCAGAAUGCCUUUAAUGUAUAAAGCAAAAUAUACACCUAACACAACAAAGACACUCAAACAGCGUGAUAAUAACGGAAACAACAUGAAAACUCUAAAACAAGACAAGACAGUGAAUCAUGCAAUAAGAUUGACCGAUAACAUCAAAACAAAAAUAUUGAUUUCAUGUAACAAUGACAGAAACACUGAACAAUAACUAUAAAACAACAUGUGAUAAAGACACCUUAUAAACAGAUACACUUGACCACACAUACAGCACUAUGUAUCAGCUGCAGGUAGAUUGAUAUUGGUUUUUCAGGGCCUAUAUCAAUACCUGUUAUUUGUUCACAAGGUCAAUAAAAUAUUUGGACUAGAUUUAUUUGAACAUAAAAAUGAGGACCUGAAUGUCAAAACUUAAAAUUGAAACAUAAAAAAAGUAAAACCUUCAACUCAAAAUUUGGUUUUGAUACCUUAGAAGACUUUUUCAUCAACAUCAACCUUCAACAUCUUAUUCAGGGGUAAACUGUGAACUAGUGACACCUUACUGUAAAUUUAAGGCAUCUGGUCAAUCAGAGGAAGACAUGCCAGCUCUUUUGAAUAAAUUGAUGUACAAUACAACACUGCUGAUCAGCCGAAUAUCUGCCUUUAUAAUCACCCAAGGCUGAUAACUAGUCUACUCUCAGUAACGACAAGAAAUAACAACGACAGGACAUAGAAAGAAACUUUGAGUAAAUGCACCAAACAUUUUGCUUUAUUGAUAUGUAAACAACAAAUAUGUAAAUAAAGCACAUUAUAUCAGAUUUUGAAUUGCUCUCUCUUUUACUCAGAACUAAAACACCUAUCUGGUCCCAUAUCGAGGUAUUUUUCUGUUUUUGCUGGUUGAUUGCUGUACACUGUAAAAUACCUAUUAAAAUUAAAAACUAAUCACAUUGUGGUUAGACCUUUAUUAUUAUAUAUACAUAUAUUAAACAUGUAUCCAUUCAGUGCUUUUGUUUUGGAGUGCAAUAAACAUAAUGAGAAACUCCCCGGGCAUUUGCUGCACUGUCCACCCUGACGAACCCUGACCAACAGUUUACAUGCAAAAGAAAAAGUGUUGAAUAAUUUAUUCAGUUGAGAACAAAAGCAGCCGUAUUACUGUAGUGUCUUUGUGUCACAUCUCAAUUCAGAGUUCGCAGCAAAUGACGGGCAGAAGAAUCUCAAACCCGCCCUCUGACCUUUUUGAAGAGCGUGAUGGUGAAGGAGCCGACGAAAACAUCAAUGUUCUGUUCAUGUCUGCAUUAUCAUUGCAACAACCCUUAUGUAGGCUUAGUUAAUGAGUACAGAUAACGUGAGCUUGUCACAUUGUGGACAAGCCUCUUGUAGUGUUUGAAGUGUGUACAGAGUUCAUUCUGUUCGGCCCUCUUGAGUUAAUGUAGGCUUUUAUUCCCAUGAGUAACUUCAUUGCGUCCAUGGAUACCAGGUAGGAGGGAUGCUGAAAAAUGGGUUGAAAACUGUGUGGUCAGAUGCGGAGGUUGUGCAGAGUAAAUUGGCCUGUGGAGAGCAGCUUUUGUGAACUUUCCCCCUGUUGAGAUUCUUGAUCCCAUAAGAAAUGUAUGAGUUUGUAUGCACGCAUGCGUGUGAGGGAGCGAGUGUGGAAGCCUGUGUGUCUUCUGUGUGUCAUCAUAAGCUCAUUAUUUUUCUUCUCUCCCACAGAUCUGCGACUUGUCAUCACCUCUCACAGCGUGUGCGUAUGUGUGUGUUUGUGUGUAUGUGUGUGUGUGUGGGGGGGGGAGCACAGCAGCACUUCUGUCACUUUGUGCUUCCAUAUCCUUCUCAGUCUCACAGACGAAAAAACCUCAGGGACCACAGGCUGAAAGAUUAGGUGAGCUUUAGGUCAAGUGCCCCUGGCUGCUUGCUCCGGCCACAUAUUCAAGAACAUUUGAUCACUUCUUGCCCGUCUGCUUUAGGCUUACAACUGUGAACUUUAAAAAUGUGACAUGUUUGAGGAAUUUUCCCUCUUCCUGGACAGAGAAAUAACCGAGGGUGGUGGUCUAAUCACUGGAGCUGUAAAAGCUUUCAGGUCAAUCAAGUAGAGUCCCCGUAGUAUAUAACAGGAUUGUGCCAGAGAGGCCUGAAUAUGAAAGCAGGCUUGGCCCCUAAAACAUGUGUGUGUCUUGAUUAAUCAUCCUGUUAAGGAAAUGAACAUGACUUUAACCUCUGCCUGUUCAGAUGAACUGCUACUUAGAGGAAGUGGAGGUCUGAUUGAUUUUCUUUCACAUGUGAGUGAACUACACGCUGCUAUCAAUGCGGAAGAUUAGCUGAACAUGUGAAUGCCUGUGUUAUUGGAUACAGUCACUCAGAAAUAUUGAACUCACGCCCUGUAACACACCAAAGUAUAUUCAGAACACACACAAUUCAAUGUAAACAGCAAACAUACAGUCAUGCACAGUAUGCAUCCGUUAUCUGCACAUUGAUGCAAAGACAAGCUGGAUCUAUAUAUCCAUUUUCAUGCUCUUGUUUUUUUUUUCCUUAUGAAGCCAUACGGUGUUCAGAGGUCACCAUACAUAUGAUGUAGAUAUGUAACCACUAAUGGCAUCCAGGCAUUAACCUAAGUACGAGGUGUGUUGUCUGUCAGUCAAAUGCAUGUCAUCUGUGCAUCCUGUAUCUCUGGUGUAGCUGUUUGCUAAAGGUAGGGCCUGCACAUGAGGCGAAUCAAUCACUGUCAUGCCUGUUGAUCAUAUGCGCUCUUCUUCUGCCUGUAAAUCUAAUGAAAUAUCUUGCUCGUCUAAACAAAUCUCUGUCAUUGUCACAGAGAGGUUUCAUCUUUUUAAAGGUCUGACUGAAGGAGAAAAGCAUUGAGGGUGAAUGUAUUCAAACAAAACCGUGGUUAAAAAUGUAAAAACGGUAAUUUGAAAGUUUUAGGAAACCUUCAGUUGUUUUCUCAAUAGUUGGAACGUUUGGUACCUUAACCUUGGUAAGACUGAAGCGACAACAGAGGGCAACUAGCUUUAUUUAGCAUGAAAAUGAAAACAGGGAGGAAGCACACUGAAUUAAAUCACAUCAGCUUGUAAGCUACAUGUGUUUUUAUAAAAUACAGCCUCUGAAUGAUCUGGAACACUCUUUAUCUUUUUUGUUUUGUCCCAGCGGAUUUAUAAAACACAAUGAAAAGAAUAAGUCUUUGAGCUGAGAUGGGAAAAUGGCAAGUCAGGCUCACUUUGGUUUUCUGUUCAUUGACUGUGUUUACCUGCCAUGACUGCAUGUGACACACCUUUUUUUGUUUGUUUUUGUAGGAUAUAAUGUCUUAGUACUGUAACACAAGCUGUUGCUACUCAUUUAGGCUGAGCUAACUAGACAUGAGCUAACACAGUAGACAGUGUUUAGGGGUAUUUGGUAUGCAUUCUGUCCUUUUUUUUGUCUAGAAGUAGGGCUGACUCAGCAUACCAGUUUUAAUGAAUAAAAAAGUACGUAUUCAUAUUGAUAUAAGUAGUGGUCCUUUAUGCUGAUUGCAACUCGUCCUCAAAGGAGAAGACACAAAGAAGAAGUAGCAGACUGCGAGCGAGCUAGCUGAAGCAAUUAGAAGCAAUUAGGCACUUAAAAAAAAACUGAUGUUCAAGAUUUAUUGUGAAUCCAAAACAACAUUAGAGCUUAUUUGCCUCUUGAGGUUACAAAUAAACUGAACAUUUAUUCUUUCUGGUUCUUCCUAACAGAUAAAAGAACUUGAGAUUUACAGGAAAAUUGUCGACUUUAAAAUAAAAGCGUAGUUUGACAAGGCAAAGUUAGAAAAAAUAUCAAGAUAAAAAUAAUUUUUUGAUAAAGCAAAAUCCCCUCUAAAGAGUUUUCAGUCAUAGAGCUGCUGUUGUGGUUAAUCAUAAAUUUGAACAUUGUUAAGAUGGAUGAUGAUGAUGGGGGGAUGAAGUUAUUUUUUCCUCCACCCUUAUCCUGCUGUUCCUAAGUUUGACUGAUUUUGUAGUUUUAUUUUCAAGUUCCCAUACAUAUCAUGAUAUUGUCAAUAUUUUAUAUUGACAUCUGAUAUUGUGUCAGCCCUAUCUGCAUGUAAACAAUGCAUUACUAUCACUUUUUUUCCUUGUUAAAGAAACAUAAGCUAAAUUACCUAAAGUUUAAACCUAUCCUUUAGACGGAAAUCUCGUCCUAUCUGAAAAACGACAUCUCAGGUGAUUACAUUUCUUCAGGAACCUCAUUAGAAUUUAAGUACAGAUAAGGUUUGGUCUCAAAUGGCUAAAAAGGGCAUAAACUUCAAAGCUAAAACAUGUGUCUUUUGUCCUGCUCAGAGUGAAGAAUGGGGUUAUCUGCUGCCCUACCAGCCUUUCUGCUUGUUCUUGGCUUGACCACUAAUGUAUGGAGUCUGAACCCUGAUGACCCCAACGUCUGCAGCCACUGGGAGAGGUGAGCGUUAUCUUCCUUGUGUUUACCGUAGCACAUUCAAAUUUAUACGGAGAGAAAAAUGCUCGAGUUCAGCAGCUGCAGCUCCCUGACAACAACCAUCCUGGACCCUUGAUGCACCUAUUACAAACCCACUUGAACAAAGUUCCUGAUCUAUUUUCAAAGUCCAUACAGCAGUAUUGAUCCCACACAGCUCAGGUCGCCAGGCAGCUGAGAGAUGGGAGGAGUUGCAGCUUCAAAUGAAAUACGCAGGCAAAUUGAUCAGUGUACUCUCAUCCCAAUCAAUCACGACAGCCAUAUAGCCUGAAUAAUUAUUAGUUGUGCUGGGCAGUGUCACUUAUGAGAAAUAAGCAGGAAUAAUUUCUGCCCUCAAUGCGGAGGGGAGGAAAGAAAGCUGUGAAGAUAUAUUAUCUGGAUUAUUGCCUGACCAAGGUGAAGGUACUUAGGGAUGGUGGUUCCACCUUGUUGGCAUCGAAAUGAAUUCUUUAGGUGAGCUGUGCUCAUGACUUUGAGGUCCUCCAAUAUCCUCAGACUGCCUCUGGCUGAAUAUAUCACCGCAUGAAUCACCUAAAAGCUCCUCUCUCGUCUUUUCUUUGCAUAUCUCAGUUAUUGUAUUACUUCAAUCAAAACUGUAUCCACUGACCUAACCUGUGUGCAGCUUUUGUCAUAUUUCCUCUCUCUGUAAAUUUUAUGUUCUCAGUAAGGACCCUACUGUAUUCACAUCCUUGUUAUAUCAAAUUAUUGGUGCAAAAGAAGCAAAAGAAAGAGAGAGAGAGACGGUUCUAGUGAACAUCAGCAGAAAUAGUUCAUGUUCUUGUUAGGCAAUAUUGAUUUUUAAUACGCAGAGCAGAAUUUUAAUGUCCUGAGUGGUUUAAAUUUGUCUUUGUAACCUCUUUAUGCACAGUUAAAUAAUCGAGACCAGUGAUUUUUCAGUCACUGGGUCUCUGUGGGUAAAAGUGUUAUUUGCCCUGGCUCAAACAGGACUCAGCCCUUGACAGAGAAAGUUCAGAAAAGCUGGUUUCUUUUCAUUUGAAAUACAACUCUCUAGGAGAAGUACAUUUUCCUACCAUUUUAGGAGCUGAAUUAGAAGAAAGAAUUAAGAAGAUGCCUUUUAUCCACUUGUAGUUUUGCAUUUCUCUUUUAAAGCUAUGCUGUUACGGUCCAGGAGUCCUACGCUCACCCAUUCGACCAGAUCUAUUACACCAGAUGCACGGACAUCCUCAACUGGUUUAAAUGCACACGGCACAGGUAAGUGUAGAAGACUCUCCUUAUUUGUCUCCAUAUUUGCGUCUAAAGCAUCCUUGACUGCCCCCCAAAAUCUGAGCCAAGUCUGUGAAGGCCGCAGUAAGUGUCCUUGUUAACGUCACUGACAGUGAAGUGGUCAAAGCUGGGAUGUCUUUGACUGUAAUCAUCUCGCUGUAAAAGGUUUAAUUACCACAUUAAGGGUUUAUAGUGGGCAUCUGACUAAAUAAGUAUGCAGAGUCACCCCCUAAAUGCUGACUUUUGUGAAGUUUGUACUUUUGUUUAUCCUUGUUUUACUUUGAGACAUUGCCACUGAAGACAAAACUCUUGAAGCAGCUUACUUACGCCCUCCACAUGCAUACCAGACCUUCAGAAAGGGUCACUCCUUACCUCAUGUAGCUGUCUCUGUGUGUCUGUUUUUUUCCAGGAUCAGCUAUAAGACGGCUUACCGGCGGGGAGUGAGAACCAUGUAUAGGCGCCGCUCGCAGUGUUGCCCUGGUUACUUUGAGAGCGGGGACUUGUGUGUCCGUGAGUGUCCUUUUUUUAAAGCCCUUUGUCCUCAAUGAUGACAUUUAAGGCCAUGUCUGUUGGACGUUUAGAGAAAGGGAGGAAAUAGUACCAUUGAUCGUUACUGCGGAUGCCUUGCAGUUGCCCCCUUUCUUCUGUCGCCCCCACUCUUACCCAGCAAUACGCCAUCACCGCCUCCUCCUCAGUCAGCAUGCAGCCAUCCAUGUGGAUUUACUAAGUUUCAGAUGAUUGAGCAUGAUUUAACAAGAAGGCACAGUAUUUUACACAGCGCACAGCUCCGGUAGCCAGAGUAAUUUAAUUGAAGUUGUAUAACAAUGAGAAAAAUUAACGAGCCAAGAGGGUCCAGGUUACAGACUGAGUAGGUAUAGUACCCGCCAUAAAACCACAGUGGAGUUCAAUAACAUAAAAAGAGCCGAAGCCUUGAAAAUUAGACUGUAGCAAUAUGCUGAUAACAAUCCCUCACUGUCAUUUUCACAGCUUCAUUAGAGGGCAUUGGCUUCUAUUUUCAUUCCUGCACAUCAAACCGAAUAUUUCUGCAUGUUGGCCAAAUAAAGACAGAACAUAUAGCUUCUGAGAGUUUAGUUUUUGAUAUCCUCGCCUUACCUAAUGUUUUAUUCCCUUUAAGAAAGAUAAGAAUCACACUUUAAUAUUUUCCUAGAUCUUCUGCGUCACAAGAGAGUCAGUGCUACAGUGACUGCAGCCAUGAAGGUCUGCUCUUUGACCACAGCUGGGCUCGUCCUUGUCUGCUAGCCUCGGGGCAGCAGAGAAACCUGGAGGCCAGCCAGCAAAGAAUAAGAGCUGGCGUGAUUAUCGAGGGGUUUUUGAAAGAGGAGGUGCAGCGUGAUCAAUAAUGUAUUCAUUAACCAUUUGACUGACAAUGGAACUUUUUGUUCAUUAACAGCCUUUUUAAAAGGGUGUUAACCGGGUGAAUCUGCAAACGGUGGUGGUGCCUUUCAAAUUUCACCUCCCCUUAAAGGUUUUUAUUUGAUAUUAUGUCAAGCAAAGCAUUAAAUGAGCAGCCUCUUUGACCUUUCUUUCAGGCGAAGUGGGGCGACUGAGUUGACAGGGUUGAGAGGGCAGUUUCGCUUUCUGCUGCCUUUGCAAACUCUCCCACCCCGUUUAAUCCUAGCACUCUCACUACCAGGAUUAAGAGAUUUGUACUCCCUGAGCUGUUUUGCAUGCAGUGACAAAAGGGGGAAUUAAAGAGUAAAUUGACCCAAAAUUAACUGGAGCUGUCUAUUUCGAGACACAUUCUUGUUUACUAAAGACAAAAUCAUCCCCCCGCUGAGUCCCCUAGUCCCGUAAUUCAGUAGUUAGCUGUAGCGUUGUCCUGAAAGUCUCUUUCAACAAAGAACAGAGACACUUGAAGAUAGUUUUUCUCCAAUCCUGCCUGUGUAUUUUAUUCAGUUUUGUCAAAUGCUCUCACACACAGCUUGUUUAGAGACGGUGGUGGAUAUAACAGCGACUCAAAAGUGACACAAAAAGGGUUGGAGCUCCUCCUGCUCACUGACUGCACUUUAUAGUUCAGUUUUUAGUAGUUGCCUAGUUCAGAUUAGGUAAAACGCAAUAUAUACAGCUCUGUUAAGAAAUCCAGCUCCUGUGAUGUACCUGAUUAGCAGAGUAGAGGAGAAAAAGGGAGCAAACUGAACAGACUGUAGGGGUCACUAAACUUCCCUGAACUGUGACUGUCUGCUUCAAAUUGAUACAAAAGGCGGUUUUGCUGUAGAUUGGCUGACCUCAGUGACCUUUACUGUUAUAUCUGUUAAGUUAAAUGUGUUUUCCAGUCAGAAGAAAGGACGGGCAUUAGUAUUCAUCCCUACCCACUGAGCAAUAGACGUCUAUUAGACGUCUAGUUUUUUUGUAGACCUAAUUUCAACCGUCUGGAUCCUGUAUAUUUUUAGACAGAAUUUAGACGUUGCACUUUAACCCAUUAUUUGAUUUAUUUCAAAAAACGAUUUAUUUCAAAAAGCAACUGUGAGUUGAAUUUAACCAAAAUAAUUAUGAUAGCUGUUGAGCAAAAUACAGAUUUAGACUUGGUCUGAAUUUGGACAUUUAAAAAACUUUCAUUUUUAGACCUGUGGUAGCCUGAUUUUAGACCAGUUGUCUAGGCUACACUAAGACGUCUAUUAGACCUCUUAAAGACCAAAAAAUGCUCAGUGAGUCCUGCCAUGAAUCUGGCUCCAAAAGCUCCUGUUGUAUUUUGGCUUCCUUAUUUCUUUAGAGGUGGAGCGCGUUUUCCAUCUUUCCAAACAGUCAGUGGUUGCACAUUAAUACUCAUAUUCGCUUCGAUGAGAGACGGCUACGAUCUGGGGAUGUGAGGAACCAAAAAUUAUCACAAAAACACACAAAGGAGAAUACUUCUUACACCACAUCAGCAACACUAUCUGUAAGGAUAUUUUUGUCCCAUAUUUCUUCUUUUGUUUCAUCAUGUCUCUUGGAAGUUAAUUUUCUCAAAGCUCUCCCCCACCAGAAGUUGAACUUUGAUCUGUUUCGCUUCAAUUAGCGCUUGAAGUUUCUGGCUAGGUCUUUAUUAAUUCUGUGACCUUUGAUCUGUCAUAAGUCAUUACCUUAAUCUGUAACUAGCCUAUGAAGAGGAUGUGAGAAACUCAUUCCCCUCUUAAUAAGCAUGAUUAUUACAGUUGUGAACGAGGAAGUGAGGGCGACUCGCUAAUGACAACAGCGCGUAAUAUCUUCAGAGGCUCACAGGCUCUGCCAGGCUGAGAGUCCCUCUUUUUGAGAGGGUAUUUAGGCCAGAUGACUGCUGCAUGACUCUGCCCUGUCCAGCGUUAAAACAUAAUUCCAGAAACAACUUUGUUGGCAGAAAUAGUUUGGUUAGAAAGUUUUAUUGCAGGCGGCGAUAUAUGCUAUAUGCACGCUUCACAUUUGGGUUUUGAUGAUCGGAAAGAUGAUGAGAUUUUUCCUCCAGAAAGAGAUUCGUUGCCUUUGAUUUCAUUUUCAUUUUGGCUUUGUUGCAUUUUUUAAUGCUUCAAAGACACAGUUUUAAAAUAAAUCAUCUCUGCACUAGAAGGGGAGCAUGUGGAUGGAAGGAGUUGUUUGAUAUCUUCAGUAGGCACAUGUCUUUCAUUGAUUUAUCCAUCAGCUUCAUCACAAUCUUCUACCUUUCUUUAAGGUGACUUUCAUCACAACUCUACUACAAAUUCUUAAUAAUAUUACAAACAAAUUGAAUUUUACAGGUGUUGGUUUUACUCCUAAAUGGUGCAAAGCUCUCCAGAACCAGGAAGAGCAUGUAGGCUACACAAAUAUAGUAUUCUAUCCAGCGUUUUAAAAGACUUUAGUUUGAAUGGGCGAGAAUAUUAAAUGUAUUAACACUGCAUGACAAUCACCAAUUAGCUCCAUUGUUCCCUGUUCUGAUAACACCUCUGCAUAAUGAGUAAGAUUAGCCUUUUAUCUAGAUGAAAGACUCAAUUUUCCAACAGAUUCCUUAGACAUGAGUUAGGCAGAGUGAUUCAUGAAUUUCAAUUAAAAUGAAAGACCUACCUCCUACUUUAUUAUGCCAUCCCUUCAGUACACCGGAUCAGAUCUCAGGAGAAGGGUGCGCUUCAUCCUUUCUCCCAUAUUCAAAACUUCAUUUCCAUAUUUCUUUUUUUCUCUGAAGGAUGUGACACAUUUGCAUUUCCCUGUUCUCUCUCACUGAUCAGAAUUUGCUGAUUGAAAGUAAACGAAAUCAACUCAUCAUGGUGACAUUGAAUUCGUCUCCUUUCCUCUUUGAAUACUCUGCAUACCGUGGGCUCAUUGAUCACAUGUAGUCAAUCUCACACCUUCGUCAGCACAAAUCUUGGAGCUCUUCCCCCCCUUUUCCUCUCUGCCGCCUUACUGUAAUUAGACAGUUUUCUGCCACAGUCCUGGUGCUCAGAAAUCUGCCCCAAAUUAUCUUUCAAUCUCUGGUUUACCAUUUUUGCCAUGGGAGCAUUUCUGCGAUUAGCACCAGCUCGUGGGUGUUUGGGAUUCACUACUCUUUCUCCUCUCCUGCUGCAUCCCUCCUGCUGGCGGUGGAUCCUAAUCGAAGCCUGAUUGAGUGAUAAUCUAUAACAGCACUGUUCAGGCUUGCAGCCAGCUCUCUGCUGACCCCUCUGCCUGCAGGAUGAGCGCCACAGUGUCGACAACAGAGCAACAAAACUGCCCCAGGCAAAAGAAAAAAACUGCUCACGUAUGAUGUCCCAUUGCCCUUCUUUUUUUGUUGUGAUCAUCAAACAAGGAAAAAAAAAAGAACAAAAGAAGCAAAACUUGGAUGAAGUGAUUCAUGAUCUGUUGGUGCGUCUGUUCUGCCGUCCUUGGAUUGUGUAUCAUCCCUCCACAGGCCGUGUUAGUGGACUGCUGAUUCCCAUCAGGCGGGGUUUCUCUCUCUUACCGGCCUGACGGUCUCAUUCCUCAGAUAAGAGUCUGCACGUCUUAACCCUGCUGAUCAGAUGACCUUGACUGCCACAGAUUUAUUCAUGCUAAGUGCCUAUUUUUGUGAUACAUUUCUCUCUUGGCUUCACACUAAAAAAAAUGGCAUUGUGGCUAAAAAAGAAAAAAACGCUCCAUGUAGGUCACUUUAGUGUUCGGCUGAACCAAACCUCCAACUCUUGUGAGCGCGCUUCCAGGCAUACUGAUGUCGACCCAAUCAAUCGCGUGCCGUGUUGCUCAAUAUGAAUGAUCAAGAAAACUGCACAGUUAGAAAACACAGUGGCGCCUGGACCUGCUACAUUAAAGCAUCGCUAUAUAUGACAAAGCGGCGGCUGAUCAAAUUAGAAGGGAUUUACAGCUUGUUCCUUCAUGGCUAAGCCUGCUGAUAACAGCUCAUUGCGGAAAGUAAGGCUAUGUAAUAAAUAGAGAUGUUGACCAAGGACUCAAUCUCCUAAGAAAUCAUUUAGGCUUGUGUCAAGUGGACAAGAUUGAUGCUGAAUAUGAGUGCCAUGGCUAAGAUUUAGCCCCCUGAUGGUAUUAGGGAGAUACUGAGUGUUCAAUUUUAUGGGCCAUUUUCCUUCAGCUGUUAUCUGGGUGGUUUUCAUUAUGCUGUUUAUUGGUGGUUUAAUGAUGUUUUACUCUCUGCAUGUGUGUGUGUGUGCUAACUCAAUUAUAAACCGCACUGAUGAGGAAUGGUCUCUGUGUCUCAGCUCUGUGUACAGAGGAGUGUGUCCACGGCCGCUGUGUGUCUCCAGAUACAUGCCAGUGUGAGCCCGGAUGGGGCGGACUGGACUGCUCCAGUGGUGAGUGCACUUUUCCUCCUAAGCUUUACAAUUAGUCACAUUGACUCAUUUAUUCCUAAAUGGCUUUCACAAGCAGUUUAGACCAUAAGAAUUUCCUGUGAAUCUGUUUUGCCUCGAUGUGCGUCUAUCUCAAAGCUGCUUAGCUUUGUAUCCUCUCUUCUUAGCAAACACAGCCAAUGGAACAGGUAAGUCACAAUGAAUUCAUUCUCAUUUGCUAUAAGUGGAAGUGAUUUGCUUGAUGAAUAUAGCGGAUGGAUGGAUGGUUGCAUUCCCCCCCUUCCUUGUGUCUACUGAGCUUUCUGUUAUAAUCUUAAUCAUGAUUAGACCGGUGCCUAUGGCUUAUUCAGUGGAAUGAGGAAUCAAUGCCAGGCUGAAACAAACCAUUGUGCUCGGCCUCUGUGUUUACUGGGGUUUCCCCGCAGCUCCCAGAGCUGGACUCCUCCAGGAGGGAUGGGAGGGUGGAGGUGAGCAAAUCCCGCCCGCAAUCAGCUAAAUGCUGGAGCGUCACUAAGGCCAGACAGGAGGAGGGAAUCUAUUUACUCCUCAGUGAAAAGCAUGUCUGCAGAGAAAUAGAAAAUGUGCAUACAGGAGCCUGUUAUUCCCAGACAGCAGUGACCUACUCGAUAUUUUCUGCAUCAACAUUUCUGACCCCAAAUUCUCCUUUCCUCCGUCUGCUCCCUGUAGCAUUUAACUGUUAUUGCCUGUUGCACAUUUAGGAAUGAGUAAUGGGAGCUAAAAUCAUAUCACUAGUGUUAUUGUAUGGAUCUAUGAGUUUUCAUUAGGAAGAGAGCCAUUUCCUGAUUAGCAACCGUGUGUAAAUCAGCUGCCUCACUGCAGCGCCGGCCCGCUGGAGGUGGAUUCAUGGGCGUAGAUGACAAGCUGGAGCUGUUUGCUGGUGCUAACUCUGUCAGACUGGUGAGGGUCCAACGGGGACGAUGUGAGGUUCAGGCCCCCCAGGGACUCUUGUUCCCACUCUUGGUUGGUUAGGAGUGCAGCCGUGUGAGCCUUCCUGCCUGCAGGUGCUGGACUAAUCCACCUUAUUAAAACAGACUUGAUGAUUGAGACAGAGGCAUUAUUCAUAACUUUAGAUUUCCAUACCAGGCACGAUUCCAGCCUUUUUCAUUUACGAGCUUUCAUCUGUAGAAAUGAGGAAUGUGUGCCAAUUUUUAAAUUAAAUCUUCCCUCUUUUUUUUCUUCUUGUAAAUGGUUCGGCAUGUUUUUUUUUUGUCUUUUACUGUAAAUUUAACUUUCAACCAGCUAAGAACACUGAUGGGCACUUGGGUAAGUUUUACAGUCAUGCUGUAAAACAUGCUGCCGUUGUGUUAAAGCACCUGAAUACAUCACCUGGAUCUCAGCAGCACAGUUAACGCCAUGGGUUAUUUUCUGUUUAUUUUACAACCAUUAUGUUUUAGUUGAAGCAUUUGUGCCCCCAUAAAAGCAAAUCAAUGAUAGUUGGUCAGAGGGCAGAAUGAGCAGGUCACACGAUGAAGAGGGUGUGAAUGUGAUUUUUUUUAAAAAGUGUGUCGCCCGGGCUCAGAGACGAAGAGCUGCCGUGGGAUGCAGAGCGGCCUGAAGCUGAAGUGACAGUCUUUUUCAGCUGCCGAUCUGGAGCCCGAUCAAAGGCUUGGACCUCGUUUCUGGAGCAGCACCCACCAGGAAGCAGUUUUGUAUGUGGGUCAGGUGGUGAAAAUAAAAGAGUAGGGCUGUUUGUGGCCAGAGAAGAGCAGCAGAUAAGGUGAUGGCGGUGGUGGUGGUGGUCAGGAGGGGGUCAGUAAGUUGUGCGGGGAGAGAAUUGAAGAUAUCGUCUGUUUUUCACCCGCUGGUGUCCACCUGCUGUAGCCAGAAAACAUUUCAUCCUCUUUCCCGGCCUGAGGCGAUGGUCCCACUGAGAUCAGACCUGCUCUGUGACCCGCCUGCAGUCCUGGGGUGUCUUAGAUUCAUCCCAAGGACACACUGAUAGACGUGGACAACAGAUAAAACAGCAAAAACAGGAUGUUUGCUGUCGACAAAUGUCGUCUGGUUCGUUCUACAUCCUUCAAACGUGGAUUUGGAGCACUCUGAGCUGAGGCUUUGUUUUCCCAUAAGAGUGAUGAAUGAUUAAUUGUUGAUGGUGGUUGGUGUGUUUUCUCUCUGAUGCCUGUGUGUGCUUGUGUUUACUGAAUGUGGUGUUGAACAUGUCUCUAAUCACAUCAUGAGAUUGCUUUUAAUUUUUUAUUUCAAGCUUAAGGCUUUAAGGUUACUUGUACCGUUUACUUUUUCUUUCUGUUUGUCUGUUGUGCUUGUUUUUUUGUUUUUUUUUAACACUGCUUUGCCCUUUUCUCUCUUUAAAUGGAAAUGUAUUAUCUUCUUCUUUUCUGUGCCACACUGUGAAUACUUUGUUUUGUCAGUAGUUGUUGUCUUGGAAGAGAACAUAGCUCUCAGUAGGAUUUUCACCAUGUAAGUAAAAACAAUGGUUUAAAAACAUUAGACCCAAUAACAAAAGGAGUGCAACAGCUUUUGUUUCUUUCUUCUUUUUCUUUUUGAAAGCAAUCGAGAUAGAUGGGACUCCGCUUAUGGGACUGAACAGCAUGUCUCAAGUCAUUUUAGUUACUGAAUUGAAGUGCCAGAUUUUGCUGGUGCAGUGAUGUUAUCGGUUGUAGUUUGCAACAAAUAUACAGAAUGUUACCGUUAAAAGAAGCAGGAGAUGAAAUUGGAGAUGAAAUCUUUGCAGAAAAAUUGCGAGUUUAUUGAAUGAAAACUACAGAAAUCUUAUGAGUUCUUGGGUUUAAGAGCAGAUAUUUUUUCACUGAAGCUAAGAAAAGACCCACUCUCUCUCUACCCCCAUCACUGCCUACUUUUCAGCUCUUGUGAUUUAAUGAGCCUGACACCAGGAUUACUACAGUAAUAACAGCUUUCAAAUAUGGAGUCGGAUAAAGGUAGAUGCUUUAUGUACAAGGUGUAUUUAGCCAUGACUGCCAUCACUUGUGAAAUAUAAGGUGCAGUGAAGCACUAUCAUUGAUUUCAUGUGCUUCAGUCAGAUAAUGAUAUGCUUCCAGUUCGAAGAAAUGUACGUGGAUAAAGAUCUUGUACUUUCUCUUUUUCCCGUGUUUCUCGAGUUUGCAUUUUCUUAUGGUGGUGGAAAUGUUCACAUGCCUGUGCAGAGUUUUCAAAAAAAUCAAUGUUGACCAGAUUCUUAUCUUUAAAGGACCGAGAAGUUGUUUAGCUUUGUUAAGCACAGAGCAUCCUCUGUGUUGUGAGGAGAAAUCUAUCACACUUAACAGCCAAAUCUAAUGUGGUUGGUCAGCCGCGGUCCAUGAGGUAACAUAUUCCGCCCUAAUGUAUUCAAAUGGGAAGGCAGCCACUGCUGCGGGUGCUUCACACAUGGUUAAUUGAUGAAUGUGGCCUAUGAACACUUGUUUAUGGGAUAUUGCACCAAACAAGGGGUCACAUGCUCUUUAUAUUAUAUUAAUUAUCAUAUAAAACAGUAAGAUUAGUCUUUAUUAAGGCAAUUAAUGAGUGAUUGCUUUUAUUACAUAUUGAACUCGUUGCAUUGAAGUAGGAAUUGAAGCCAAGUCAAGCAGACAUUAAGCUUUGUUAGGGGAGCUGAUUGCAGAAAAUGAUACAACCAACAAGCCCAUGUGUGACAUGAAUGUAUGACUAGACAGAAACUAUGAAAUUAAACUUUAUUUUGGCCUGAAAAAUCCCCUGAUGAGGACUCCCUCUGGCACCCGUCGACAGUAUUUCCACAUUAUUCUCCAAAGUGCAUCAGUGCCAGAUGGUUCCCCUCCAAUCCCACAGCAGCAAGACAUUGACAUGCAUCGCUGUCAAAGACCAAGGGACUGUGAAUUACAUUGAAUGGGGCAGAGCUGCACACAUGCAUUAACUAUCACUUAAUGUCACUCCCAAUGUCUCUACUUUUCUCUCAAAACUUCUUCCCUCAUCAAAAAUACAGCUGGAUAAUCCAUUAUUUGUGCACGCAUGAAGCGUUGUGUACCAUUUUGUACAGCGAUGUAUAGGGCAGCAAUUCUCACUGUCACCAUCCACCAACACAGAAUUGAAACAGAUUUGAUCCGCAUGCCACCUUGUAAACCAAAAGUCCAAGUCCAUUAAAUUCCUCAUUACGCGCUCAUGUAAAAGAGACAUUUUUGAAGAAUUAUAAAUAUUCUAUUAUUCUGAAAGGGGUUCCUUGCUCCUUGUAACAGUUGAUGCCAACUGCCUCAUCCGUUUUGAUAGAUCAAAGUAGCGAGGCAACAGUUUUUCUCCAGGGGACUUGAGAUGGACCGAUCCAUAGCACCUCAUGGAACACAGUUACCACUCUGUACAUCUGUGUGUUUGUCUUGGUGUGUAUCCACGCAGCCCUCCUGCUUUGACAGAGCUUUGUUUUUGUGUAGUUCACUGGGCUCCUGGGGAGUGUUGCAGCCAGUUUAUAUACUGCCAAGUAUGUGACAGUGUUAUUUAUUUCUCCACAGCACAGAGUUCAUUCUUAUUGAGACAUCACGUCUUGUCUGCCUCCAUAACGUGCUGAUGAACUAGAGCCGGUUGCACUAGUUUUCCCUCAGUUCAAACUAAGAGCAGCUGCGAGGAUCUUUCAUUUUCAGUCGAUUUUGGCAUCCCCGGUGGACCAGAGCUGCACGCCUGGUGUUGUAGAGAUCUUGAUCCAGUUACUGUGUGUAUUAGUUUUAGGAGUGAGUGAAAGACACACAUUAUUAUAAACAAUAUUUUUCUUUUCCAAACACAGCUGUGUUUGCAGGAUACACAGCUAUAAGGUUAUGAAUCUGUCUGCGACUGUGUUAAAUUAACAAUUAGGAUAGACUUAAUGUAUCUUUCAAGAGCCUAAUUAAGCAUAUAACUAUCAGAUAUGGUUAUUAGGUGUUAUUAAUUUGAUACUAAUUCUCACUGAAUGUUACACAAACUCGCUGCUCUACAGUAAUGACCAUCGAGCUCUGUAUAGACGGAAGAACUGUACACGGAUAUGUCUCGUUAUUUAAAAUUAAAACAUUACACAGAAAGAAUUUAGGAUCUGUUUCCAGCCCAGCCGUACUUAUUUUUUCCUCGGCCCAUUAUUUUCCCUUUUUUUUCGUCUUUGACUGCUUUGUAUUCUUUGAAGAAAAAGCCCCCCGCAUCCUUGUAUCUGGACAUACUAGGAAAUGCAAACACAAGCGUUUCCUCUCCCCGCUAGAGCUGUGUAAAUCUGAUCUGAUGGAGUGGUGACAGGAAUAAAGACAGGCUUAAUAGAAACAGUCAGUCAUCUCACUGGUUUGCUCUGGUUUGCUUUAUUCAGUCAUGUAAAGACAUGAGUCUCAUCAGUUACAUUAAGACUCUUGCACAUAAAAUACAGGGUGUUAAGAGCAAAAAUCCUCUCAUCUCGCAUGAGAAGACAGAAGAGACGACUUAUCUUAAAGGUGUGGUGUUUAGGGACCAGUUAGACAAACAAAUGUGUUUCAGGAGACCGGUUUAAGUGCUGGAGUGUGAAAUCCACAAGUUUAAAGGCUACAAAACUUUACAUAGUUGGAUAAAGUAAACUGAAACAGAGCUAAACAAGUGUUUUUUUUUUUUUGUUUUUUUUUUUCUUUUUUUGAUCUGUUGAGUCUGACUGAGCUUUUGCCGGACAGCAGUGCAACAUCCUCUGGCAAGGUGCUGCAGUCCAACAAAAGUAAAGCCAGGCUUAAUAUUUUUAUCAAACACUCCAUGUCAGAGUCAAUGAAAUGAGUCAGGCUUUUUUUUUUAAAACCGGGUUAAGUCGGUCAAAGAUGAUAAGGUCAGCAUACACCACAUAGGAAAGUAGUGAACAGCUCUGAUUUGAUAUUAACAUGAUUUUUUUUUAAUACUCUUAUUUAUUCCACAAUGAGUCAGAAGAUUCAUCUUAAAGGACAACAAUGCAUAAGGGAUUUUUUUUUUCCCCCCUCAAACCCCCAGCCCGCCCCUCCAGUCCCCCCCUCCCUGUACCCCCCCCCCCCAAAAAAAAAAAGGGCGAACUGCGCAAAAAGUAAAUGAUGAUGAUAAUGUGUAUCUCUAUGUAUACAUAUACACACAUACACAUAUAUAUACAUAUAUGCACACAUAUACACACAAACACACAUACAUACAUAUAUUAAAAGUAAAACAGACAUUGCCCCCCCCAAAAAAAUAAAUAAAUAAAUGGACAUGAUUUUGUAUAAUAUUAAUGAGAGAACUGGAUUAACCCAUGGACAAUGGAAACUGGGUGUGUCCCGACAAACAAAACCAAACACGGUGAAAUGCAACAACUAACAGAUAUCAAAAUUCACACAUGCUGCUGUUUUUUUUUUUUUUACUAAUUGUGCAAGUAGUUUUCCAGGAAAGGUGAAUGUAGUUGCUGCAGGACUAUGAGAAAAUGAAAACUACUCUUGAACCAGGUCAUUUUCAAUCCAGAUGUCUUCAUCUACCAGAGCGAAACUAAAUAUAACAUAGCAGUGGGCACAUAUGCUAGGUAACUUUCUUCAUUAACCAGUUUAGUUGAUCUCUAAUGAAAGCUUGAACUGAACCUCUUGUACUGACUUGAUUUAGCAGCUCAUACUCACCAUUUAUUAGUCAUCUAAACCACUGUCCAUUUGGUCUAAUACUCACACCAACAACAGAGGAUUCAGGUUAUUACACUUUAGCAGAUUUAGUGGCGCUAAAACCGAAUCAGAGUUUAGAUUCUUCUGGUUACUGUGUGGGCCAAACAAGAAGGCUGCUGGCUGUUGAAUGUCAGUGCAAACAAUGCAUGAUGGAUGGUUUUGAACACUGAUAUCCAAACAAACACCUGAGUGUUUUCUUUAUUUGGCACCUCGAAGCUUAAAUGCCAUAAAGUGACUUCCUUCAGUAGUACAUUGUUUGUUGUUCAUUUUUUUGACUGCACAGCGUCUGACUGAUGUACUUCAGUUUCUGCAGCUUUAAAAAUGUUCAAGUUAGUAAUCUUGGUUUUGUUCCCUUUGGCAGCUCUUUUGUUCGCAGGUGUGUUUCUCGGCCUGCCCUCCAACAGAGAUCUUAACAGCUUUUUGUCUUCAUCUAAAUGUCCUGCCCCUUUUCAUCGAAUUUCCUAUGAUUUUUGAAGUUUUAGCAUCAGCAGUCAUUAAUCUUUGCUUUGAAGUCUCGACAAUAAUAUAUAGCCUACUUAACUUGCAACUCAAGGAUUUACAGGAGAAAACACUCCAGCACUUGUAUCGUAUCUCUCUAACAAACCUGCUGGGACUAUAGACUGUACAUCUAGUUUGUCAUACCGUAAUGAGAAUAAUGCAAAUACAAGGGCCAGUGAGACUGUGAGAUGAUUUUAUAGGUUACAGUAGUCAGAACAGAUCUUAUUGUGGCACACAGCCAAUUAUCACAAUCAGCGUGAUGUUCACGCCCCUGUCUUUCUGCACAUGCAUAGUUCUCUGUGCUCUCAUUGGUCCACAUUGCUGACAUCACAGCAGGCAAGAGGACAUGAAUAAUAAGUUUUGGAGGGUGACAGAUCAGGCUAUAUACUUGUAACAUUUGCAUAGAUCUUGCUCAUCACAGUUUUAAUGGCUGCUGUCAUUUAUUCUGCAAAGAGUGAAUAAAAGACAUUUAUUACACAAGAUAAAGGCUUACAUGGUGCAACCUGCUGUGACUUAGUGUCUAACAAUAGUUCAUUAAGAAGUGUCAUAUGUACCAUAUCCAUGCACACAUGUCGGCUGUUGAACAGAACAGAUUGAACUGUGUGGAUGUCACUGUGGCUGUGGCUGUGGCAGAGAUGUGUAAAGAUGUGGCAGCUCGCUCCUCUAAUCUUUCCUCACGUUUCCCAGUGACUCAAGUGACUUAUGUGUGGCGUAAAUCACUGUGCCGAGACUGAAACUGAGUGAUGGCGGGUCUACCCGCUCAAUUGUGGCACAGCGCUGUAGCUGACUUUGGCCUUCCUCUCAACACUACAUUGCACAGACACACACUCAAACGUCUGUGUGUGUGUGAGUCCUCGUUAAUGAAAUAUUACUCAGAUAUUCCUACUGCAAUCAACGGCUACAUUUUUCAAAAUCUCAUGUUCGUAUUUGUCGGGCACACCCGUUCAUACACACACCCACACACACUCACACACACGUCUCAGCAGAAUUUUCUAUACAUACAAGCCUCAUUGGCCAAGUAUGCAGAUUGACUUUGCCCAGCACUGAAGAUUUUUUGUAGCAUCCCAUUAAGCAGGAUUUAUUGUUCCCCAAGAGCUCACUGCUCCAUUACCUUUGGGAGACUGCCUAAAAUGUGUGUGUGUGUGUGUGUGUGUGUGUGUGUGUGUGUGUGUGUGUGUGUUUGAGUGCGCUUUCUUUUCUUCACCCAUAAUAUCCAUAAAAAAAAAAAAAAACGUCUAAAUAAAAAACAGGUGGACAUCCAGGACACAUCACAUUGAUGGUGAGGGUGAUUUUGAACCGAACAGAUACAACAUCCGGUCCCCUUGGUCAUUAUCACCGUGGUGCUUAUUAGUCAGAAGGAGAGAGAGAGUUAAGAGCCACUGGAACAGAGUCCCCAUCUCCGAGCGUCUGCAUAGAUGGCUUGAUUUAAUAAGGACAUUAAAAAGCCUUAUCUCCUGUCCUUAAGAGAAGGUCACUGUGUCUAAAAUAGCUGAAAUGCUAUGAUAACAGUUUAGAGAGAUAAGAUAUCUCCUGAAUGCUAAUGUAGAACAAAGCUGUUUAAGGCUCAUUUCACAGUCUAUAAGUCACACUUGAUUUUGUGGUCCGUUGCUGUUUUUAUGAAGUUUGUUUCCAAAGAUUCAAUUGACUUUUUAUCGAUCAUUGCUUUUCAUGACCUUUCUACAGUUCAGUGCGUGGUACACAGUAUCCCACACCCCCGAUUUAGACUGGCAGAGAGUUUGAGACACUUCUUCAAAGUCUCAACAGUUUGCCGGUUCGCUCUUUUCAGUUUCGCCAUAAAUAUUUCGAUUUUAACCAGUGGCACAUCUUCUUUGGUUUGUGACUCUUUAAAGCAAAGCAGCGUCUUCUUGUUAGAGGAAUUUGGGAGCCUGAAGUGGUAAAACUACUCAUUAUUUAACAGUGAGGAAUGGUGAAAAGAUCUCAUUUGCGAGGGAGGAAUAUUUCCCUUAUCAUCUAUCUCCUCUGACUUCAGACCUCGAUUACAACCUCUUGGUUUGAGUCUCAACAUCAUACAUUUAAACAACCAAUGAUCUAUUAAUCCAAACCAUUACAGCCUGUAAACCAAAUAAAUCCAUUACACUUUAUUUAAUAAAGCUUCUGCAGAUGGGAAACAUUUGCCCCUCUCUAAUUUGUCUGAAAUCAUCUUUGGAAAAGCCAAACUCCUUGGUGGCAUUUUUAGUGUUUUUGGACGGUAAUCCACAGGCUCAUAACGUCUUGUUCUGAAUAUCUUAAGUCCUUUUUUUUUGGCGCCAUCAGUUAUCUUUUCAUUGCUUACAUUGCAGCUGCGUGUCUUCUGCCUGCAAAGAGACAGUAAAGGUCUGAUAAAACACACAGUACUUCCUGUCAGUUUCAGGCUUCAACCUGAGAUUUUAUUACCUGUUUAGAAAACUUAACAUGCGCUGGCACCAUCAUACCUGUCUUUAGUUGAUGCUCUAGACAGAUUGCCAUGGUCAGCACGUCAGAUCAUAAAAACUCAGACUCAAAACUGGAGGUGACAGAGUACUUGCGUUGGCCUCUCCUGAUCCCUGAAACAGGUCAUCUAUUCAUUUACAAACUGCUCAGUCCUUCUAAAGUUCAACUCGUUGCUUAAGACUCAACACUUUUCUUUAGCUUUUAUUCUAGUUAAGCUUGACAUCCUGACAUUUUAGUGUGCCGCUCUUAUCAAUGAGUGUUAACUGCCUUGGGCCAAUCAGAAAAGGUAUUUAACACGGGACAUGUUGUUGUAAACAGCGAAGAUGGCUGCCGCUGAUGUGGAACAGUCUGAAUCUGCUGCUGCUUCAGGGCUAAAUGAGCUUAAAUAUUUCAUGUUUCGUACAAAGAGUGAGUUUAUUGGCUGAAUACAUCUACCAGUAAUGAGAGCUAGCUAAAGUAUAUUUUUUCUUUUGUGUUUUCUUGAUCAUUAAACACAACAUAUCCUGUUGUAUAAAAUGUGUUUUUCCUGCUUUAGUCUCCAGUUUUAUCAUCUCUUGACCCAUCAGAUUUUGCGCACAUCUCCACCCCAGGUUUAAAACCACAGCUAUACACUACACACACACAUGAAGUCUCCUACGUUAAUUUGUUUGUUGCUGACACUGUUUUCACCUCUCAGGACUUUGUAUUCAUGAUAGUUAUGGUCGGAAUAAUAGCUAGAGAUGUAACCAUGUUCUCAGGGAUCAUCGUGGCCCGUUGGGUGCUGUGUUGCAGUGUCCUUGGCUUGCUUUGGGAGCAGCAGGAGCAUAUUAGCAGUCUUUCUCAGAUCCUCUGGUGCACCUGCAAUCUCCUGAUGUUUAACCCUGGACUUCAUUGGAGUGUUGCAGUGAUUACAGGCCGUCCUGAGGGACAUCGAUUGUCCUGCUCCUCCUAGGCAAGCCCCACACAAUGCUGACGAAUGAACCCGUGGCCCUGCCAAGUCCAAUUAACUGUCAGUGCCGCAUCGACGAGCUCCUCCGUUUGUUGAGAGUGAAGAAAAACAAACUUUUAAUCAAAUUUGCCUCCGGGCCCCGGGGGUAUUUGGGGUUGUAUUUUGCAUUCCGCUGUGUUCUGCCUCGCCUGCAGUCGUGCCACCCUCUCAGAAGGUUAUAUUGCAUGUUGUUUGUGCGCGAGAGUUUGGACAUUACUUCAGCGGCAGCCCUAUGAAACACCCAGUGCUAGCAUCUAAAUAUUAUACAGAGACAAAAGGCAGGAAAAAGUGGAGAGCUAGGUCAGCUCAUACAAAAUUUAUUUGCACGCAGUGGCAUUGUUUCAUCCAAAGACAGAACUUUGGUCUGUGAGAGAGAAUCACAGGAGUGUUGUGUGUCUUUGGUGUGAGUUUCCAGCAGUUUGUCACCAGAACAUACUUUCUCCCUGAGGCCAGAGAGCACAUCAGUGUCUUGAAUGUCUGAAAGCAUCUUUGACUCGCUGAUCAAUAUAAACACGGGUUACGAUCUUGCAGAAUGGUUUUCUGCUGUUUUUUUCAGAGCAUUAACAUCUCCGCAAAUACCCUCUGCUAAUUCUACCAAGGUCGAGAUAAACAACUCUGCUCUCUUCUUCUCUGAUUAGGGUAAUGCAGACAUUAAAAGCCCACAAAUUCAAUUAGAUUGGUGGCUUUUGCCACAGAAGAAAAAAGGGAAAAGGAAAAAACAGGCAGAGACGCUAUCACAUUGCUAGGGUGUACUAAGUGGAACAAAGAGAUGUAGCUUGGGAUCUUAAAAUCGACAAAAAGGGCAUCUGGAUGAUAAGGAUCAAAGGAAAUUCUAGAGGAAUAUAAUCAUUACCAAACAGAGGAGUGCAUUCAUGAGCAUCCAAUCUGUGGUGUGCAGAAACUGAUCCAAAGUAAUUGUUAAACUGGAAUAAAAAAACACGCAGCUAAAAACAAGGUCAACGCCACUGAAAUUGUCUCUUUGCUCAGAUGAGCACAUGUUCUGGGCCGACAGAUGAGAAAUCUGGGCAGAAAAACACAGACCUAUAGGAGAUCAUCAUGUCCUGUAGCGUACGCUUCAUUAGGGCCUUUCAAUUGAGUUUAGAUGGAUAAAAGACAGGAAAAUGCUGACUUACAGGUUCAGGCAUCCUCAAAGUGAUGACUACCCCCCCUGAGAAAUUUGAUUUGCAAAGAAACUUGACACCAUGUGAUUUGCCCAGCCUCGCACUUUGAACAUUAGCUUGUAUUAUGAUUCUGGGACAUGUUCCUGGGACUCACUUCCAUCGCAGGGGAAGGCAUAAUGUAGUAUGAAUGACAAAAUCGCCCUCCACAACAGAACAAAAAGAGGGUUAAAGUCCACGGAUCAAUACCACUGGUCCUUGCUUCGACUCUGAAAUAAGAUUUUGGAUGGAAAUGUUCUUAUCUGUAUCUCCACUUUGUCCUUUAAACAAGACAACUUCAGCUUAAUCAAAAGGGACCGGUGAUUAAAUCUAUUGUUGUUCCCAUUUUAAAUAUUUUAACCGCUGUUCUGUCACUCAGAGUAAAUGUCAUGUGGAUGGAAGAUUUAGGAUUUAUGCCCCUCGCUGGCAGGUGCUGGAACCUUCUGCUCCUCCCAGAUGGCUCGAUUCAUUUCUUAGCCACCUCUUUACUUUCACGGUGUCUCUCUCUCUCUCUCUCUCUAUCUCUCUCUCUCUCUCUCUCUCUGUCUCUCUCUGCCUCUCUGCCUUUGUGUCCCUUCUAGACACUUCUUCCCCCCUCCACUCUUUCUCUCUCUCUCACACACACAUACACAGACAAUACUCCCUAAGUUGCUGUUGUAUACUUUUUACUUCACUUUGACUUUGAGAAUCGGGAAGAAUAAUUCAUGGGCCUAUAGCGAGUUUCAGAGAGAGGAAGAACAACACUGCUUUCACUGCUGCUUUCAGAGCCAGUUCAUUUGAGAUGAACUCCCAGAUUUUUCUCUUUUUCUCUCUCUCUCUCUUUUUGGAGGAAAUCUCCAAAGGGUCCGUAUUAUCCUGGAGAGAUGAUGGUAUAAAGAGAAAACCUUUAAUCUACAGUUUUUCUGUGUUAAUCAAAGGCUGGAGAUGUUUUGCUGUUUCUGCCCUUUCAUAUCGUAGCAGCUAUCUAUCCAUCCAGUGCCGCUGCUCUUCUACCUAAUUGAGCUUUACGCUCUGCUGUGGUUUUCAAACUUCUUUCUCCCAUAUAUUUGAGAAUUGAGUGCUAUUUUAUGACAUUAUAACCAAACUGCUUUACCGCAUUUUGCCCACUUUGGAUGAUCAAGCACAAGUUUUGUUGGUAAUAUACUAUAUUUGCCUGAAUGUUUUUGUUUUUCUUUGUUGUUGGACAGGUUUAAGGUUAAUUACUACACAAAUAGUCGAGAAAUUAACUAAGCUUUCUUUGUCUGUUACAGCAUGUCAGUCUGUUGGCAUUUCUGGUGGUCAGGCAGGUAAAAACUCAUCCAAAGAUUUAUGGCUUCAUGAUGGGCAUUUGCAUAAUGUGAGACCAUUAAAAAGCAAUUAUCUUCCUGUUUGUGUGCGCACACGUGUUUCUGUAUUGCAGGGAUUAAUUUUGUAGGUGGAUGGGCUCAUUGACUGUCGGUCUUCUGAAUCAUGUGUGUGAUUACAGUGAGGGACAGAUCCAUACACUGACACGUUAGACACAUAAAAUCACUUGUUUGAGUAAACAACUGAUGAGCGCUUUUUACUGAGACGUGUAGACAGAAAAAUAACUUCCACUCCAUUUGCAUUCAUAUGACGAUGUGUAUGUGUGUGUGUGCGCUUUUGCUCUUUGACUCCAAUUUCAUUGCUUUAUUACUUACUGCACAGGUAGAGCUUCAGGUAAUUCAAUAAUCAAAUUUAGAGAUUGAAAUAACUCGCCAACUUCAUUUUUUUUUUUUUUAUUUAGUGACCGCUCUGCUUAGAAACAUCGAAUGCAAUGUAUGUGACAGGAAAACACAAAAAUUCCUGCAAGUGUUUUUUAUUUGUACCCCAGAAUAUUACAUUAAAAUUCAGUUCAUUUUGAUGUAAAUAUCGAAUUUUUCAGACACUGGAGGCAGUUUGGGUCCCGAGUCACUUCACUGAUUUACACCAGGAAGUCAAACAGACUCAUAAAGUUUGUCCUUAUUUUCCCAUUGCAUCUUGUAUUUGUUAGAGCUGUAAAACAGUCAAUCUUUAACUGAAGUUAUCCUUGAAUUUUAUUAUCAAUGGCAUUAUUAAUCACACCUAAAAUGGGAUAGCAUUUGCACUCUUCGGGAGUUCCAGUUUGGUUGCUUUUCCUCUUUCUCACAGGUUUAAAUGCAUGAAAUAAUAAUUUAUAUAUAUGACAACAGUAAUACAGAUUCACUACAUGCUAAUUUGAGGAUGAGUCUUCCUCAGUCUCUUCUGGCCAGCAGUCAGCUUCCACCCUUUGGCAACUGACUUCAGUGCAGUCAUCAGCUUUGAUUUAGUUUCAUUCACAGGUCUGUGGUCAUUUGCAGACUCCAGAUUAUACUCUUCCAGUUUUUGUGAUGUGAUGCUGCAUCAUUUUGGUGAUAUCACAGCAAUUGGCUGCACCUGUAUACUUAGCUUGUAGGUAGUGGCUCAGAUUGGUGACAUUUUAACUUCGACACAAAGUGCUUAAUAUUUCUGAUAUUUUCCACCAUAGCAACAGCAAGAAGCUUUGUUUCUGUGCUACAGUGAAGGCAUUACCCUGACAGCUCUGAUUUGAACUAUAAUUGUCUUUGAAAAGGAUUACCAAAUGUACUUAUAGACCUCAAAACAUAUUUUUCCAAUCAGUUUUGCAUUUCUAGAUAUUACUUGUCAUAAUGUCUUUGCUUGGUUUUGUGUCUUUUCUGUUGAGCAACUGUUAGUCACCAAAACCGCCACCAAGAAAAUCUUAUUUUUAAAAAAAUUUUUUUUAAUCUUGAAUCAUUUAUCUUUAAAAACGUACCUCUUUUUUGUUAAAUUAAGGUUCAUGAGAUUCAAACCAACUUUGCGAAACUGGUCACAGGAGCUAUCAAUCUCAAGAACUACUGAAAUCACACUCUUUUCCUUUAUCCUCGCUCCUCCCUGUUGUCAUGAAAUUUAUAAGGUAUUUAAAACUUAUGAUUAACUUCCUACAAGAAAGCAGCAGCUGUGUUAUUCAGUUUGGAUUCUUGUCCGCCACGGAUCCAAAUUUCCACUUUUGGAAAAGACACAUCUCAAUCCUCUCCUGCAGCUCAGCCAACCUCUAUUGGGUUUAUUUUUAAGUUUUGUUCAGACAGUGAAAUAUGGCUCAACUUGUUCUGUUUGGUAUGCCAGCACACAACAAUGAUCCUUGUAAGCUGCUCAACAAACUAGAAAUGUUCCACAAUAUGUUUUUGCAGAAAACCGAUACUGGUGUUCUCAGCUGUGAAUUCAAGUCUGCUAUAAAAGCCAUUUAAGAAAUUGCCCUUAACUUGUUUCUUUCUUUCUUUUUUUUUUUUUUUUUACAUUUUCCCUUUCGAAAACUUGUCACACUUACUGCAAUUUACCUGUCAUGAGUUCAAACUGACCACUGUUCUUAAUGCUAAUUUUUAACAGCAGUGUUUCAAGUCUAAUGGCAGACUGUCUGAUACUGAAAAGACUGGAGGUAAUCUAUUCUAUGUUCAGCUUGAGGUGAAAAAAUAGGCAUGGCGUAUACAGCUAGCAUUUCAGUUCCUUCUGCUCACAUACAGACGUAAAUAGGAUUCUGGCUUUUGUUGUUAAGGAUGUCUAGGUUGUGCUCUUGUGUGCGGUCGCUUUGGCUGGCUUAAAUUCAUCUAUGACUAAUUCAUAUGUGCCACAUUGGAGUGUCAUGCAUUGAAGUUAUGUUUCUUUUUAUAAAAUCACAAAUAUGCCCUUAUAUGGCGAUAUCACAGUUUGAGCAAAUAUCAUACUGAUCUCGCUGGAUUCUCGUGUGACUUUUUGAAUGAUCCAUUUAGCGCCCUUUGUUGUCCCAUGUGGGGAUUAUUUCAACACACUUUAACCUUGCUUUAUGAAACUUUGCUCAUGCGAAGUACUGACGCCCAACAUUUUAACGUUUGUUUUUAAAAUACAAAAAAGCAAUUAUACAACCUCUUUAAACAUUUUAAUAGCGAUCAAUGGGUUAAGAAUUAAUUUACAAAAAAAUAAAAAAUAAACUAAUCAUACUGUUUAAUGUGUUACUCCUGAAAACUUUGUCUCCGCUGCUGCAGGAUGUUGUGUAUGUUCAGUGUGAUAUGCAACUCAAGUGCUAAUUUUUGUGGUUUUGUUUCGGUUCACCACCAAACAAAACCUGCUUUUAUAACCUGCUAUUUUCAGCCCAGCAGCCCUGACACGUACAUAGAUAAUUGAUGUUAUGUUGAUGUUAAAACAAACCAGUUUAAAAAAUCUGUUUCAAGCUCACAAUCCCUGCUAUGGGUCCCAGAUUCACCUGUGACUGUCUCAGCCUCCUCUGUCUGGAGAGAAACCAACUUGUAUGGUUAGUACUGCAUGAAAAACUCCUCAUACAGCUGCAUCCAGAAUUACCCAGAUUCUGUUAUCUGGCAGGGUUGAGUUUUUCUGCAUCUUUGCUUCCUUUUAAGAAAAGAUGUCAUACUUUUCACACAGAGGAGGAUUUCACACGGGGAGUUUCUUUGUUGUUUUUCAGUUUCUCUCAGUAAGAAACACUUCAGAUUACUUAAGUCAUGGCCCUUUGAUUUAAUGUCUGAUGCACGACAGUUGUCCCUCACACUGCAGUCAUGCAUUCAAAAUGACAGAACGCACAGGAGCGCGCUUUGAUUUAACAGCUGUAACUAAGUGAAUAAGAAACCGAGGGGGAUUUUCACAUUGUGACUAAAAUUUCUUACUCAGACAGCAGUCUUGUUUUUGUCAAAUGAAGCAUCCUUUUUUUUUUCUAUUUAACUUUUUUCUCUUUGUUUGUUACAGUUUGAAUAAUACAUCAGCUCAGGUCUUCUCGGAAUAAGGGGAUGUACCUUUUGUAAAUGAAAAGGAUUGUCCCAUUUAGCUGCAGUGCAAGGAGAAGUAUAUUCAGAUUAUGUUUGUUUAGUCAAAGUAGUGAAGAAGUUAAAGUUGCAGUGAAAAACUUUUAACUCUUGUUAAAUAAUGAUAAAUAGUCUUUCUUCAGGCUUUGGUUCUUGUGCAAUAGUGUCAUGGUGUGCUUAUGUGUUUUAGUUGUGCAAUAUGUGGUGCUUCUUUGCUGUGGUGGUCUUGGUGUGUAUUCUCUGUGAAUGGUUUUUUGCAGAUUGUUUUAGUGUUGUAUCAUUCAUUUGUUUUAUUUAUUGGUGCUAAUGCGGAUGCAAUUGAACACAUGCAGCACUUGGGUCCAAGACAAAUUUACCCAAGUGGGCAAUAAAGUGUAUUGUCUUAUUUUGUAUCGUAUUGUAUCAAAUCGAUUUUUGCAACCCCGGUCAAAUAUAUCAUUCUUUGUGACUAACUAUUGUGGAAAAUGUAAACAAAGGUUAUUUUAUCAGUGGACUGUUAUUUGAAAAUUACAAUAAUUAUUAUCAUCAAUCAAUCAAUCAAUCAAUCAAUCAAUCAAUCAAACUUUAUUUUUAAAGCACUUUUCAUACACAGAAUGCAGCACAAAGUACUUUCCAUUCACGCAGGAUAUUAAAAAACAAUGAAAUAAAAUAAAUAAAAAUACCAAUACCAAACCCCACCCACCCUCCCAACCCCCUUUUAACACAUACAACACUCACAUGCUCACACACACAGAUACAUACGCAAAACACCAGGUGAGGACUCUUCAACUUGCCACAGAUGACUGAAGAAACGCUAUCUUGAGUUUAGAAAAAGAUGAGGGAACACUGGAUCUAGGACUAAAAUGAUAAAACCAUGAUAAAAUAUAAUAAAGGUGAUAAAGCGUUAAAAGUGAAUUAAAUAAAACAGUCUUAAAGUCAAACAAUAACAGGAAGUAAAUGAAAAAAGAGGUAAUAAAACACAAAAUAGAAGGGUAAAAUCACCCAAUGCAGAUUAAAAGAUUAAAACAAAAGCCAGACUAAAAAGGUAGGUCUUUAGUUUACUUUUUAAAAAUAUGAACAUCAGGUGUCGCUCUCAGGUCUGCAGGUACGCUGUUCCACAGAUGGGGACCAUAAUGUUGGAAUGAUGAUUCACCAUUCAGGUAGCUCUAUUAGAUGUUAUUCAUCCUGUUAUUUGUGUUUGCAAAUCCUAAAGAGGCCCCUCUGUUAAUUUGAGUCAUCAUCAACCAAGAACUCCUUCAGCCUUCUAAGUAAAAGUGGUCUUUAAAGUUUGACUCAUUAAAAGUCGGGUUACUGCAGGGUCAGAGGUAAAAGAACUCAAUUUGCAGAAUGAAUCUUGUCAGUGUGACAUUAUUGGAUCAUAAUUAUUGCAGGAUUAACAUAAAAGCUGUAUUUUAAUAUGGUAGUGAAGGGUAUUGACUGCUUUUUAUACUGUGUAAUAGGUCUGUCUUUAAAAAUGCAUUAUAGUCUAUAAACUAAUUAUGGGUUUCACUCUUUGGUCUAUCAGGUAGCUCUAAUAUAAAUGCUUUGUCUUAAUAAGGAUAAAGUGGAAUCAGAUGGAAAUUUAAUUUCAUCAAAUUAUGUAAACAAUUACCUCAAAAUAUAGUUCAAUACAGCGAUUGCAUAAAUUCUCCAUCAGUGGUUAUUUAAGAUGUCUGAGCGCAGAGGUUCUGAAUAUUUUAGACACACAGCAUUGAAAAAAUUGCCUGAUAAGACAGGCUGACUUUGUCCUGAAGCCGAUGAGGUUGCCUCCAUUGUGAUUGUCUAAAACACAUGUCAAUCUGCACUCUGUGACCAUGCCUCCUUACUUCGACUGCUGCUGCUGCCCUGUGGCUCAUUGUACUUCAUCCUAAUUAGAAUUAAUAAUUGAAAAUAGGAAAUCAAUGUGUGUAAAUUAAGUGUGCUAACAGUCAGUUGUGUCAGGUUGACAUUGUUUUUGAGCUACUUUGUGUUUGCACGUGACCGCUCUGCUGCUGUGAGUUAGUAUGUCCGUGAUGCCGCACAAACAUGGCUUUAUUUAUACUCCAGUCACUGCGUAUCAGUGUGUACUGUAGAUAAACGUCCACUUCUGCUUUGAUUGCUUUUUUGUUGCUGUCCUGUGGCUACAGAGUGAAGGGUUUGUUUUCAGCAGGACGGGGUGAAGGGUAAAUUAUUAAUUGGAAGGAGCAGUGGGCUGUGUAACAAUUUGCUGAUCCAGAAGCUUUCAUGAGCCGUGUCAGGUUCUGUUGAACAAGUGACUGGUUUACUGCACUGAAGUAAGGCGACGCUCACAGCCAGCUCUCACUGCCUCCCCAAACAACCGGCUUUAUUAGAAAGAGAGGACUAUCUUUUUUUUUUCUUCCUCCCUUUUGCAUCGCCUCUUUCUUAAGUGCUUGUUUAAACUUAAGUGUGGGAUGACCUGGCCUUGUCUGUCUUGGUCGACCACCAGCCCGGUUAACCCAGUUAGAGCUGAGCCACUGAGGAGCCGGCUGGCACCUGCAGGGCUGGUAUCGAUCCCGGUCCACAUCCUGAAUAGAAGUUAGACAAAUGAUCAGAUCCUCUUCGGGAUAAACAACAAAGCCGGCCUUUUUAAUCAGUAAUGCAUAGUCCGAAAAGAAUUAAGUUAUUCACUCAUUAGUUUGGUGGUUCCAAAUAGGCAACAGUCAGAUCUUGUUACUUCCUAUCCGACUCCACGGUGGUACCAAGAGGGAGCAUAAGGUGCAUUAUCGUGAAUUGUCUCUGUGUGGUAAUGUGGGCAGGGUCCUGUGUUGUUUUUUUUCCCCCAGGGGGAACGUGAACACACAGGGGCUCUGCUAAGAUGAAUUAGUGCAGGACUCACGGCACGCCCAGCAACACAAUCUGCAGCAUGCUGUUAUUCCAUUUCAGCAAAACUGCCCCCAUGACUAUUGGCAGAUUCUUCUGUAUAUUUAGAAAAUCAUUUAUCAAGCGCACAGGGAUGUACCUAAACUGUUUACUUGUCGUGCCUGGGUUUUCUGAGGGUGAAUAAAUAACAGUGUAAUAGGUGUCAGCAGAACAUGUCGGGGACAGUGGGGCCUGUCUGGGAACAUAUUGGCAGCUUUUACUGCUGCAAGUUUCACAAAGCUGAGAGACAUUUAUCACUCAAUGCAAAUUCACCACUUUACACAACAAUCAUCACUUUCCCUGUAGACCCGGGUCCCAGUCCUGUCUGCUUUUCACUCUAUUAGUCUGCGUCAUUGAGUCAGGGAGCAAGUGAUGAAUAGCUGAGCGUUGAGUCGGGCUUUUAUUGAAUAACUCCGAUCACAAAUGGCUCAUUUUGACUGAAGAGCUGAAUAUAACACAGUCUUGUGUCAGCUAAAUUGUAGGCAGAAUUGUUUCAUUGUUCCUUUUAAAAAUGAUCAUUGUAACAUUUUAAAGCCCGUCUUUUCAUCCCAUUUUGUAAUAGUGACUGGCUGAUAUUAAUUCCGGUCGUGGAGUGUAAUUUGAAAAUUCAGAUCUGUCAUGGGAGGAAAAAAGGGAAAAAAGAACAAAGCAGCAAAGUGUGAAUCAGACAAUAUGAAACUCGGAGGUGCACUCUCCUCAUGAGGCGAUGCAGGAGACUCGUAAAGACAAUGAGUCACGCAGCUUUGCUUUGCCACAAGCUCUGCUGAAGAGUAAGCGAGGAAUAAAAAGGCUCUCGGGAUACAGAGGCCCCCCUUUUUUUAUAAUUUCUCCGUCUGAGUUAAGUUAUUCCUCAAGUGUCAACAGUGUGUGUUAAUAAUAGUUAUGUGACAGCCAGCGACUCGGGCACUGGGGAGUGAAGUCUGGCUGCGUGCCAAAUAUUCCAAUUGCAGUAAUGUGCUUUUCAAAGUAAGAGCUGGCAAAGAAGCAAGCGUCUGUCUGCACAGAGCACCCCAAGUGGCCUGCGUUUAAACCAAUCCAGCCGUGAUUCAGUUCAAGCUGGCUUUUUUUUUUUUUUUUCUCGAGCAUCCACCUGAAUGAAGCAGUUGAAGUCUUAAAGUCUGAUGCCAUUUGAAUAUGGAGGGAUGUUCUUUUUAAAGAGCUCCACUCCUGAUUUUAGCUCUGAGAGGCUUUCUAUGGCAAAGACUCCCACCUAACAGAGAACAGCGACAAACAUUUUGCUGAAAAAGGAGCAAGUUCAGGAGAACUUCUGCACGGAGCCAGCUGUUGAAAGCCGUUUGGAUUUAAUCCUGUUGCAGCCGGUGCCUGAUCAUGCAAACUCCUGAGCACACUUCAAAGCUCAGCACCGCCAUCAUGGCGCUCUCAGCCUGUUCUUUGGACGUCACCUUCAGAAGUUUCCCCCCUCAACGUGAUCUGUUUUGUUCUAGCCGAGGGGAUUAUGCUCAGCACCUUGGGAUUGGACCUUUCCCUGUGUGUGAGGUUAUCCACUCUCCAGCUGUUAUGCAUUAUGAGCUCUGAGAGUCCUGGCUGGCUGGUGUAUGUGUCCUCUGGUUAGGCUCCCUGACCCCGGUCAGUCCAGUUAAUAGGCUGGAUAGCAGCUUCAAGACUUGUGUGGGAUUCACUGCCUACACAGCACAACCCACAGGGGGUCCUCAUCACCUCGCACUAUUUAACUGUAUACUCCAGAAGCUGCAGCCUUCAUGUUACAUACAACUUUCUUCCGCUGUUUUCUCUCUGUUUUCGCCCGCAGCUCAUCAUGAACUCUGACUCCUUAAUCACAGUUAAAUGCUGUCAGAGCCGGGAAGUGAGAGACUGUUGGGUAAAGUUUGAGAAACCUCUGUGUAGGAGAGAGACAGCAAGAUAAUGGGCUUUGCUCUCAAUGUGCUGAGGCCUCUAACUGCAAGCUAAAGAAGGUUUAAAACUUCAAAUGGUAACAUUCAUGGAGCUCCUAAGCAGCAGAAAAGUCUGCAAAUUAAGCUCUGGAUAGAUUUUGGUAUAUUUCAGUUUUCUUUGCUGUGCCGGGUAUUUCUCCUGACAUCACAUUUUAAGUGAAACAUGUAUAAAAUGCUCUGUAUCAGUGCGGUCAGCAUUUAGAGCUUAAACCAGAGGUGCGAUGGCUUUACUAAUAUAAACUGCCUGUUUUUUGCGCUAUGCUGAGAGAUCGCUGUGAGCCCAGCAGCUCUGAUGAGCGCUUAUGGAGUGCUAAACCAAGUUCCAGCUAAACUGCUCAUCCAUUACCCACACACACCUCACAUCUAAUGUGCCAGGGUCGUUUGCGUGGCAGCAGCUCAACCUUCAGGGAGCUCAUUCAUGCCAGACUGGAGGCCAGAAGCAGAUUAGAUCAAAUCAAUGCGAGCCCUGUAAUGUGGCCUCCAGUCUGUCCAACCACAGAAGUAAUACUGCACUCGCCAAGUGUUUCAAGACCCCCUUCAGGGCAGACCUGUCUGUACCAGGGAAAGGCUGAUCAUCUUCCUGCUGUGUACCUGGAAAAACAGGCUUCGGUGCCGGCCAUGACAUAGUCUUCAUUAAGCUCCCGCUCCGGCUGAUCACAGCUCUAGCAAAAUGAACAUACGGAGACGGUGUGUAGUGUCUUUACAUUCAAGAGCGAGACUGUGAUGAUGUGAGAAUCAAUAGUGGAAUAUUCCCCAUCCUGGCUAAUGCAGUGCCAGCGUGGACCUCAAGCUGGGCUUUUAUGUGAGGCUACAAGAGCUGCUGCUGCUGCUGGUGGAGAGACAUAAGGCCACAGCAAUCACUUAAAUCACCUCCACAUCCUCCGAAGAACAAUUACCCCAGUGAGAGUGAAGACUUCCUACCACCUCAGUUCAGAGCCAUUGUUCUCCACAUAAAAGUCAGUUGUUCAUUUACCCUCGUGGAUUAGCCAUUAGCUGGUAGUUUAUUGGACAUAUUGAGUUUUAUUUAUUUAUUCAUUUGUUUUGUUUUUUUUUUCACCCUGAACCAGUCCCAGCGGUAUGUGGGAAUUGCUUGUUUUACAUCAGUCCCUUAGGUACCACUCAGCAACGUCAACAAGCUUUUUACAUGUGGCCAGCUAUGUUAUAUAACAUUCCCAAUUUUCUUGAGCUGCUCAGUUACAAUACAGCAGGGAGGGUUAAUUUUGCUCUUCAUUGUUGACAAAUGACUCUCCUGGGGUUUCUGUAUUUACAGAGCCGUCACAGAGGAUAAACAUUGUUUCAUUCGAGUGUUUUUCUAUUUAAAUGAACCUCUCCGCGUUAUUACUUCAAGAGCAAUGCAAUUAGUAAGUUAAAAGUGCAUUUAACAACGCCUGAAAGUGAGCGUUUAUCAUCAGUUAUAGCAUAUCGAUAGUUAAGAUACUUCCAGUACCUUAAGAUUUUUCCCCCAUUGGUAGUUUUUGACAGCUGACUGCUAAAGCUGCACCUGUUAAAUGUGUUAAAAGAAGAAGUAACAAACUGUUAUUUAUGAGAUCUCUCUCCUCCUUGUGUUCUUAAUCUCUCUAUCCUCUCGUGCUCUUUUCUCCAGUCCCAAAAGGUGUGAACAGCUUGCACAUUUGCUUUCCUCAGUGCAGAGGAAUUUCAAGGUGUUAUUAAGGCCUUUUUAUGAUGGUUGUGGUGUGUCAACAUCACAUACUGUUCGCUUAGUCUGGUUCAGGGUAUAGCUUCACUACUUUCUCAGUGACAGAAGUGGGAUUUAUUUUGCACCUGUUUGUCUUUAUUUUUCUCAAAGAUAAUGUUGGAUUCUAGUCGCCAAACUUCAAGUAAAACUUAACUUAAUAGAAAAAAAAUUAAAGUGCAACAUCCCCACUACCCACUGAACAAUUGACAGCUAUUAGAUGUCUAGUUUUUUUUUUUUUUUUAACUAAUUUCAACCGUCUAGAUUCUGUAUAUUUUUAGACAGAAUUUAGACAUUGCACUUUAACCCAUUAUUUGAUAGCUAUUUAUUUCAAAGGCAACUGUGAGUUACAUAAAUGAUCUCCAAGUACUUAACGAAAAUAAUUAUGAUAGCUGUUGAGCAAUAUACAGUGUAGUAUAGCUAUAGCACAGAUUUAGACUUAAUCUAAACUUGAUUUAAAUUUAGACGUCUAAAAAACUCUCAUUUUUCGACGUGUUGUAGUCUGAUUUUAGACCAGUCGUCUCGGCUGCAUUUAGACAUCUAUUAGACCUCUUUUAGACCAAAAAAUGCUCAGUGGGUGUGUACAACUAUUGGCAUCUUUGAGCAUGUGUAGUUUUCCUCAUUUGAUCAAUUGAUCAAUACAUUGACUGAAAAUAACAGUGUUUUAACAACAUACUCGUUUUAAACUAAUUAAAGUAGCACUAAGGUUAACAUUGUACUUGAGAAACUAGAGGGGAAAAAAAGUGCUUUCUUUUUUGUCUAAGUUUUGAGGAAUAGAAAACAAAUCUGCUGCAUGCCCUAAAAUGUUUGGUAGGAGGAAGAUCUAUAGCCCCAAACCACCGCGAGUUCAAACAAUUCAUAGAGGAAAAAAAACAGUAAUGUAAUAAUCCUCCUUUUCUUUGUUAUUUAAGUGUUUGUACAGAGCUGACCAAUACAUCCAAAGAAACAUAAAUGUUCUGGAGGUUAACUUGAUUUAGCAGCCUUUCUGUAAAGCAGCUGUAAUGCUUGUCUGCUCUGUAUGGGGUGUAUUUUUCAGCCAGAGGCGUUCUUUAGUCACUUGGUUACAGUUUGAUUAAUGUUUUGGAAGGCUCGUAUUGACAGGAGAUAUGAAUUUUGCUCUGCUGUGUUGCUGGCUUGAUAUUUGUCUUACAGAAAGCUUUGCUCACACCAGAGAAGUGUUUGUAGGUGUGAAAUAGAGACUCACACGCAUAGUCUCUCUUUUUGAUUUCUCUCUUAGGUCCUUUUUUUGUGUUGAGUUUGCAUGCUCUUCUUGUGUUUGCACAUCCAUUUCUCUGAAUGUGUACAAGUGAUGGUCUGACAAUGUUAACAUUGUGAUAGAUAGCUAUACACAGAGGGGACUCCUUUGUUUUUUGCUUGGAGCAUGCAUGGAUACAUUUCUGCAGCCUUAUGACCCACAGCAGGAGCAAAGACAGUGAAAGAAUAAAAAAAAAGAAAGGCUGCUUAUAUACGCUUUAUUUUGGGGUAAAAGACCAAAGCAGACAAAUUGCUUGUCUAUUUCAGGUCCAAUCCAUUGAAUCUUUGGGGAAAUUAAGACCGGGAAAAUAAUUUUACUCUGUAUUAAUUUGGAAAUUUACUCAAUACUCAGACAGAUAAGUUUUGUUGGAGUGUAAGUGAGUGUCUUGGCUAUAUAUUGUAUGCAGGAUUAACUCAAAAUUAAAUACAGUGCCAAUACUCCUGUAAUGACUAAUCAUUAACCAAGAGCAGUAAUGUGGAUGUAUUUUGAUGUAUUUUUAAUAGUUUUUGGAAAACAAUAGAGCUAUGUGGCACAAAGGAAUAAUUAACAUCAAGCUCUGGCUGCACAGAUGGAAUUUUUGUGGAUUUUUUUUUCCUUGCCAGCUAAAAGAAUCAUGAGACAUGCGAAAUUCUUAAGAUAAGUUGAUGCAAAUUAACUUACAAAGACAUACAGUGAAGUAGAAUGUUAAUAUCAUGCUUAUGGAGCGGUGUAGGACAUUUUUACGGUUUAAAAUAAUUAGUUGCGUGUUGUAAUUUCCUGGGAUGCUCGGUUUUCUUAAUGAAAUAUUUCGUGUAUUACAGAAAUCAAUUUAUGGGUAAUUAUGUCACGUUUGCAUUUACGUGACAUAUUAUUGCAGAGGUUUUCAAGGAUAAAUCCUGGUGCAUAUUCUUCUCUUUUGUUCCUCGACUCAGCCUGCUGUCUCAUCUGUGUGUGCCUGCAGGCUGUGAGAGCGACUACUGGGGACCUCAUUGCAGUAAUCGCUGCCAGUGCCAGAAUGGGGCCAAGUGUAACCCCAUCACAGGUGCCUGUGUCUGCACUGAUGGGUACCAGGGAUGGCGUUGUGAGGAGCCCUGCGAGCAUGGAUACUAUGGCAAGGCAUGCCAACUUCUCUGCCAGUGUCUCAACGGUGCCACCUGCAACCACGAGACAGGAGAGUGCAUCUGUGCAGCAGGGUAUUCAGGGGCUUUGUGAGUAUACCAUCAACAAAUACAUUCCUUUUCUGUCUGUGAAGAUGUGCCAUUUGAUGUUUCUCUGAGUGUUUUUUUGUUAAUGCAAAGAACUGCAGGCGAACACAAAUAUUGUGUCUGACACUUUUGAAUCUUGAUGUGUAUUGUGACAGCUGUGGAGAGCGCUGCCCCUCAGGGAGUCACGGGCCUCAGUGUGAGCAGCGUUGCCCCUGUCAGAACGGAGGAACGUGCCAUCAUAUCACCGGAGAUUGUUCCUGCCCUGCCGGGUGGACGGUAGGUCACACAUGCAAAUGUGGAAAGGAAGCAAGAGAUUAAAGGUUUAACAGUGAGUGCUGGAGGUGUUGAUAUGUUUAAUAAUAUAGUCUGAAUGAGACCUGGGGACUUUCUUAAACAUGACAGAAAAGGCCUUAAUGAGGGAAGGUUGAACAUGAUUGUUGGAGUAAUGUUAGUAAUGUUAAGUGACUGUACUCUCAACUGUAUGAAGUGUCAGUGAAGCAUGGGACGGUGUUUGGUACCAGCUUCCUUGUGCCAUUUUCUCUCACUCUCCAUGCAAAUGUCUCUCCUUUCAAAGCCAUUCAUUCACCCUUUUUUCAAAAAUGAAAUAAGAAUAAGAAAUAAGUAGAAAAUGUGAUUGGAUAGAUUCUUGUCAAGAUACUACCUGAAAGGUUAUGAAACUACCAGGCUGUCAAUGUAAAAAAGAAACAAGCAUCUGUUUUGAGUGUAUCAACUGAAUUAAAAUUCUGACAAAUGGAGGAACCUCGUCACCUCUGUAUAAUAUCUUAGAGGGAUACAAUUUUGCUUUAAAACCUCAAUGUUUUGUGAAGACUGGAAAGGCCCUAAAGAACCUGAAAUAACUUCUUUAGGGGCAGAUAUGGUGAAUUAAAAUGAACAGCCUGUAUAAAUCUGUCAGGCAUGUCUGAUAUGUUUUGUUUCAUAGUAUUCAUUUGUGCGUUUAGAUGAAAAAUACUCUAGUUUGAGCUUAAAGAAAGGGUAUUGUGCUUAUUUAUGGUUUCUAUUGUCCCCUUGAUAGCAUGUUAGCAGCAGUACACGAGUUACAGUUCAACAAAUUCUUGCAUCUCCAGAAAACCUUGAAAAAAACCCUCAUUUCAGUUUUUAUCUGAGACAGACACUGUCCUUUUAAGCCCCCCAAGCAUUCCAGAACCCAGCUUUCUGGAAGCCUCCUUCACUGUUGCCAUGCUACAAAGUUAUAUUACUUUUUAUAAAAUGAAAAAUUUGCCCUUUUAAGGAGAUUCAAUGCCUGUCUGGUGAUCAUGGAGUAAUUCUCAUAUGAACCUCGCUGAACUCUAGCGUGACAUUUUUAACAAGCCACUUAUGCUGCGUUUGAGUUACCACAGCAGUUAGGUGUCGGAGCUGAAAAUGACGUCACACCCGAGUCACCAGCGUUUCAGUUACCAAGUCGGUAAAAAGCAAAAUCGGAGGCAGAAACAAGAUGACUACAUCUGCGAAAGUUAUUGUAGCGCUUGCAUGUCGGAAUAUAAGGCAAGCGCUAAAAUAACUUUCCGAUUCCGCUUUUCUCAGACUUGGUAACUGAAACGCUGGGAAGUCGGGUGUGACGUCAGUAUGCUCCGACAUCUGACUUCCGAGGUCACUCAAACGCAGCAUUAGAGCACCCAGUAGUCCCAACUGGAGAUUACUUCAACACAUAUUAACCUUGCAGUCUGAAGCCUCACUGACACCCAACAUUUAACUUAACGUUUGUUUUUUAAGAUAUGAAAAAUCAUAGUAGCACCUCUUAAAUGUCCAAAAUAAUUAUACUUGUAUUGUAUAAAUAGUGUCUCAUUAGUACAGUUGUGGAAUGAGGUGCUGUCAUUUGGUUAUUUCUAGAACGUAAAACUUUUUUUAUGCUGACAGAGUAAAGGGGGAGGUGAGUCACAUGUACGACACAGAUGGAUAGGAGAACAUAAAGAGGGAGUUUAAAUUGUCCAUGUGUCAGGACAAAAAGACCCUGAGCGUUUAGUUUUAGGUACUUAAGUCCUGGCGGGGUGUAGUAGUGAAUGAUGUGUCUCAUUUGGUUCUCUGCUUGCCGUUUGUCAAAGGGUUCAGUUUGUGCCCAGCCAUGCCCUCUUGGCAAAUACGGCAUCAACUGCAGCAAGGACUGUUCCUGUCGUAACGGCGGCACAUGCAGCCACGUCACCGGGCAGUGCAAGUGCGCAGCGGGCUUCAGUGGACGCAGGUACGCAGCGGGAAACCUCUGAUACACGUGUUGCUGAAUUAUCACACUAUAAAAAUUCUAUGCAAAUGUUUGUAUUGUGUCUUUGCAAUUGGGUCGGAAAUGGCAUUAUUUAUUGAUGUAAAGGCAAACGUAUGGUUUCCUGCCGACAAUCACUCAUUGACCUAUUCUCUUUGUUGACAUCCAAUUAGACACAAACCUGGCUGUUCUUUCCACAGAAAAGGGAAAUACUGGAGUUAUUUCACACUCAAGAGAAAUGGGCAUUUAAAAACUUCCCAUCAGUUCAUCUGAAGGUGGAUUGGAAGCUUUUAAUAGUUGUGUUUAUGUUUAAUUAAUCUUGUACUUCACGCUGGCCAGUUUGGUUUCAUGUCUUCAGCCUUCAUCCUCCUCCUCUCCCUGCCUGUCCAUUGAUCUCACCAUGGGCUACAUGCUGUUUGGAUUCUGCUCAUUAAUUAUAAGUAAUGGGCUUAUAUUAAGGUCUCAUUGAAAUCCACAGAUCUUUUCAGUUCCCCGUGCCUGCCAGAGCAGCCCAGAGCAGCCCAGGUUUAUUAGUUCAGCCAAAGCAAUUGUCUCUGGAUAGAAACACUUCCUCGACAAGACCUUUCCUUUACUUUAUUAUUUUGCAAAAUUGCCCUCAUUCAUUUUGUCAGUGGCAGGUGAAUUAACCUGCCAGGAAUAAUCUGAGGUUGUGCUAGCCUGCACCCUCUGCUGUCUCCUAUAAUAAUACCAUCAUCCCCAGAUGAGACUAAAGCCGGGGUAAUUUAAACAUGAAACAUAACUCGCCCAUUUUAUUAUGUAAUUGAGCUAUUUGUAAUAGCUUUGUUAGACUCUUGAGAUUGAUACUCCUCCAGGAUUGUAUGGUUGAGUCAGUAUAUUUAAGCGAAGAAAAAAUCCAAUUUUUGAUCUACUCCACUGCUUCAUGUAGAGUAAGUCUUGCUUUUCUAAUUUCUCUGGUUGAUGACGAUCCCUAAUUCUAAUCAGCCCUGCAGAGAGAGUCCAGUCUUGACUGCAGGGGGCUUCCCUUAGAGCUCCCUGUCAUGUACGACUUCAAACCUGACCACUUCAGCUCUGAUAUCUUUUUCCAUUUUCAAAUUAAAUAUUCACUGUAUAAUUUAUGAACCAUAAUGAAUCAAAAUCAUAGUUGUCAAAUGUGUUUUAAGCUUACAGACACUUUUAUACCAACAAUUUUUAAGAGAGGUUGAGUUAUGUUUUUAUAUUUUUUUCAAAAGCAAGCACUGAUUUAAGAGCUUUAAAGAAAAACAACAUGAGCGGUGAUAAGCUACUGUACCAGAGGGGUAUAAAGAGGGCAUGGUGGGAUGAGUGGUUCUGUCGUGUAACCUUGUGCAAGCCUGCGUCGUUCUUACAAGACAAGUAGAGUCUGUAAGGAGAGCUGCAGACAAGAGAGAGCUCACCAGCUGAAUCUAGAGGCGAGGGGAAGUGAGUUUUAAAAAACAAUCUCCAAAUUUUUGAACAAACUCAAACUAUUUUAAUAUUUGUUGAAGGCAAACUAAGGUGCAAGAAGCAAGUGCUGACCUCUGGGUUCUUCCAAUAUGUUCUUUCAAGCUGUUGAUUGAAUAUUUUUUUAAAAAGUGUUUUUCAACUUGGAAAGGUAACAGUUUCAAAAUAAUUGUGGAUUUCAGUCACAUAUUUGGCAAAUAUUCAAAAUAGAGAAAACUUUGAAGUUUUACUUAAGAUGUGUAUUAUUCAGCUGUGUCGGUAUAUUGACACAAACAUGUAUUACUGCUAUAACUUAUCUUAAAUACUGUUAUUUUUAGUCCUUUAUCAUUAUUAAAGUGUUAUAAAAUAUAACUUACCAAACCCCUCAUGAUUUUUUUGUCAUCUUUUAUUUAUUUGACUCAUCAUUCUUUAUUAUGAGCAUUUACAAAAUGUUGAAAAAAUUUGCAAGUCCAAAUAUGGGCAAGAGAUUGAGACCCUGAAGAUGUUUAAAUUAAACAAAGGAGAACAUUUGCAAACCUCAACAAAUAAAAACACAUGAUAUUAACAUUCUGCUUCACUGUAUGUCUUUGUAAGUUAAUUUGGAUCAACUUAUCUUAAGAAUUUCACAUGUCUCAAAGGGGUUUUGAACAGUCUGAUAAGUAAAACUCUAUUUUUAGUUUUACUUUCUGUAAAUUUCUGAAUAGCUGACUAAUUGUUUCAGUGACAGUGGGUCCAGUUUAUCAUUUGUACUGUGGUGCUCUCACCUUUGUAACAUUUGAAGUACAUGUAACCAGUCUUCACACUUUUCUUUCAAAUACUUGACAUUUAAGAGGCACCAAUUUAAAAGACAAUGUCAUUUCCCACCAGGUGUCAGGAUGACUGUCCGGUGGGCACCUUCGGUCCGCAGUGUAACCAGAAAUGUGAGUGUCAGAACGGAGCCAAGUGUCACCAUAUCAAUGGAGCCUGUCUGUGUGAGACGGGCUUUAAAGGCCCUAAUUGCCAAGAGAGAUUCUGUCCUCCGGGCCUCUAUGGCCUCAUCUGUGACAAGUACUGCCCCUGUAAUACCAGCAACACCGUGAGGUAAGUGAGACAUCAGCGAUAUACCACACACAGUCUGCAGGCCUGCAGCUAAGCCCCCUGCAGCGCCAUAUGAAUAAACUCAUUUCCAACCCAGAUUUUGUUUCAAGCCGGCUCUCAUUCGGAGUCUGGACACCACCACCAUGUCAUCCAGUUAGCUUUUAAUCGCGACCUUUGCUUCAUUCAUAAUUUCUGAGCUGCAUUCAUAGUUAAUGCAAUGUUAAUGCUCUGAUUCCGGCUGGAGUUGGGCACCGACCGUAGAAGUCAUUACAGACCGAAGGAGAAAAGAGACACCUCAUCUAUCUGAAACUCGCACGUAGACACACAGAUGGAUGAAUUGCUGUUGGCACAGACUUCCCACUUUGACCCUGCUCACCAAUGAAGUGUUGAUACUCUGCUGGAACUUCACCUCACUCCUUUUUCUUCCCGCUGUUGUCCUGUUUUCUUUUUCUCAUUAUGUUGUAGCUGCCACCCUCUCUCUGGUGAAUGCACCUGCUCUGCUGGAUGGACGGGGCUCUACUGUAAUGAGACCUGCCCGCCUGGGUACUAUGGGGAGGGAUGCAUGUUGUCUUGCAGCUGCACCAAUGGAGCUGACUGCCAUCCCGUCACAGGUGCCUGUAUAUGUGCCCCUGGGUUCAUGGUGAGUAACAGAUACUGCCAUAAUUGUGUAUACGCCACUGGCUGCUAUAAUAUUGACGCCUUAUUGUUAACUCAGAUGCUGAAUGUACUAAUUUAUAUAUCAUUAUUUCACCUAAAUACACUCAAUUAAAUAAAAAAAGCACAAAUAAUAAUAUUAAACAAAAAAAAGAUGGCCUUAUAUAAUGGAAAUAAAGCAAAAAUAAGAAUUUAAAGAAUGGCAAGACUUGAUCGACAGAAAACAAAAAGAAUCUUGAAAUACAUUUAAAACACAUUAGAAACCCUCCAUCAUUAUUUAACACAUUGCCACUAUGCGCUCGCUUUUUAAUUUAAUCACUACUAUAAUUACGGAGCGUCAACUCCUAAUUAUGCUAUUGGUAACAUUCAUUUUUCAUGAAGCUGUCAUAGGUUAAUUGUCUUUGUAACCUUGCUCCUUGUAAUCUAUGUUAUCCUUUCUUAAACCUGUAGUUCAUUAAAUAAUAAUGAUGAAAAUAGAGUUAUAUGAGGGAUUCAGUGUUUUGUCUGUAAUCUGACCGGACCAAAAUGCUGCGAAAUGUUUAAUCCUUUUAUGUCACCAGCGUUACUUAAAGGUUGUUGCUUUGAUUUAUUUUUCAUGUCAUUUGUGGCUCUUGUAAAAACGUUUGCGUCAUUGUCGUCGGACACUUCUGGAAGAGGUCCCAGUAUCAAUUGAGAAGCUUUUUUUAUGCACAGGCAGGCAGAUACAAGAGGAGGUAGUUUAUUAUUGUGUUGUUAUGGAUGUUCUGUAUUGCACCCUGAGAACUUCUUUGCAAAAUGAUCCAUUCUCUCCAGCAGAAAGCUGCAGACCUCAAUAAUCAGUUUUGUGUUUUUUCCAAACGGAUGAUUUGCCAUAACUUGUUGCACAACACAGACAAGUCGAGAGGGAAAGUUUAGAUCUUUAAUCUCAGACAUAUUGGGGUGAAGUGUAAUCUUUGACCCAAAUAUUUCUCUAGUAGAGUGGCUUUUGCGCCGCUAUUUUGUCCCCUUUUUACGACUGUCAAAUUAGCUCUGCAGCUUCAAUCAGUUCACCUAUUGUAUUUCUUGUCUUGCAAUCUGAAGUUACAGAGCAACAGAGACCGAGGAGGUACAUUUCUGCCAACAUUACAUUUCAGUGGAAAUUGCCUGUGUCUUACAGCGGGCCACUGUGGUGAAUUGAGCUAGCAAGCGGGGCCGCAGACUGUGUCUUAAUUUGCUCCACCUGUUCUCUUUGGCGGCUGCUGGGAAGGGCUGCCAGAUCCAUUAAACAGACCUAGAGGGCAAGAGCUGGAUAGAAAAGGAGGCAGUCAGAUGGGAGCAGACACACCUCAUAUGGAGGAUUGGUGUGAGUGUGUGCAUGCGUGUGUGCGAAUGUGUUGAAACAGCCAGGGAAGGGUUGAAUACUCACGGUAGUUUUUUGAUACAUAUAACAAAGCACCCGCUGUGCAAACAACUCUGGAGUGUAGCGGUGCGAUUAUGAGUCGUACCUGUGAUUGUGUCUCUUAUUUUCACAUGCACAGUGCAUAAUUAUUAAAACGCUUUUUAACGUGGUUGAUGACGGCAUUGGGGGUGUGAUUGCUGGUGAAGUCACUUCCCCGGGGGACAGCUGAUAGCACUAAUCCUCCCUACUGCAUCUUUGUUCAGGACUCCCAUCGGGGGGCAAACCAAGCAAAGUGUUGAAGCCUGCACGCUUGAUUUAGCCCUAUAAUUGGACAUGCUCUUUUUGACAGGGACAAAGUGAUUACAUGUUACCUAUUCAGGCAUUGUCCAGCUCAGUAUGCAGCAUACAACCACAGUCACAUUUCCUCUCGGUGUGUACAGUUAACACCGAUUUCUGCUGCACCUGAAAUAUGGUUGUAUAAGGAAUGGAUUCCAGCCUGGGUUUUGUAGGAGGUGAAAACAAAUCAUUUCCCUAUCUCUCAGGGCUUUCUAGCUUCAUCAGAAGGUUCAGAGGUUCAUUGUGUGUCUUGCUGCAUGAAUUUUAAACUGCAGUCACUCAUCCGGCAGUUAGAUGAACUGUUCAGGAGUGAGACUGAUUGGUAAUUAGUAGUGCCAUUUGCAUCUAGUCUCAAUGGACACCAGGCUGAUCAAUGUUGUGUCAGUGAGAGGCUUUCUGGAAAAAAAAGCCCUCCAAUUACAUUAAGAUACUAAUAGGUAUGAAUUUAGUGCCUCAGCCAAGGACGACCUGGCUGCCGCAGGUUCGGCUGCUCCUUCCUGGGCUGUGUUAGUUAUGUAAGGUCCUGCUGCUCUCGUGCGGUGGACUGACAGGCCGUGUAUUAAUAAUGAUUCUCUACAUACAGACUUCUUUCCUUCGCAGCUCAGAAGGAAUAUGAAUCAGUCAGCUAAUGAGAGAGCUGCCUUUCCCCUCAUGAGAGCGGACCAACCAGCGGUCUCUGCACCGCGAGGGUGAAACCAAGUGGAGUCCAACGCAGCCAAGGAUGCAGCAAAAUCCAUGUGGUCAUUUGUGGCCGCGUGACGUUUUAUCCACGAGUCCAGUGACCAGUAAAUUGCCUUUGCUCUGCAGACAGGCUGAACCUGUCCCCAUCCCCAUCCUCCGCCUCAACCCCACCCCCGGCUGGUCGAACUCCUCUCCGUUCUUAACAACUGUAACUGAACUGCUAUUGUUAGCAGUCUUGAAGCUGUCAUUUUCAGUAGAACAAAGGUUAUUGCAACCGAUUGAUAAAAAUUUCAUUCACAGCCGGUCGCUUUCAUGUGGUGUACGGGGAGGAGAGAUGUUUUAAGAUGUGUGUUCUGCCCCCGGCGUCCAUUGGCACAUCUCCUCCUGCCUCCUGUUUAAACUCAGUUCAAAAUGAUAAUGAGAGCAGUGAGCAGCCAGCAGUCCCUCGGUGCUCUGGUGAGCGAAGCAAGAGCCACUCAGGACUCCUCUGGGCCGCUAAUUGGAACUCUAAAUCAUUGUGUCACCUGUCACUCAACGCCGGGAUUGGAAGGGAGGGUGUGAGGAUCCGCAGACUAACUGUGAUCUCCUGCUUCGAGAGGGGCGAGACUAUCGGAGGUGGGCUGUGCUCAGCCUUUUAAAGCAGGGAAAUUCUAAUGACCGCAGGCUGCAGAGGACAGGGGUGGGGUGAAAUCCCUGUCCUCUACCAGUUCAUCCACUCGAAUGCAAAGGUUAGGAGUUUAAAGCCUGGUCCAACAUGGCUGCCCUCCUCCUGUUGGUGUGCGUAUUAAUAGUCGAUUAAGAGUCCACCACAGCCUGUACGGAGUGUCUUCUGGAUCCUGCUGUUUCUCUGUCGACCCACAGAGUUUAUUUUUUAGUUUUACACCAACCUGCUUUUUUCUCCUCAGUUUGGUUUUGUCAUGUUUUCAUUCUUUGUACUCUGUACUCCCACUGCCGGCCUAAAGAGGGUGUGUGCUCCCUCUGAUUUUCAUAGUAUAGCCAGUUGCUGUUAAAGGGGGCUUUGGUGAGAAAUUAACAUUAUACCCCUCAGAUGUCAUUCUCUUUGUGCUGUCAGCCUAACCAAACAGCAGGGGGCGUUAAUGAGGAGACAAAAACAUGAACCUCAAACACUGUCAGUUGUGCCCGUUGGGAUUUUUGGAUAAGAUGGGGAAUUGGAUUUCUGUCUUUGAGGUAGCUGGGGAGACUUUUGUGCAGUACCUCGCUGCAUCAUGGAUUUUUUUACUCUUUAAAGUGCUUGUCACUUUUUUCUUGAAUAUGUCCCUGCCUCUCUUGGCUGCAGAAAAUAAGAGAUAAAAACACAACUUUUGUUUUGCUGUAUAACAACGACUAGUUUGACAGAAGGCCAGAAAAAGUAAUAGUUUAACUGAAGUCUGAGAACGAAGGCGUCUGGACUCUGGCAUCUAAGUUCAGCCUGUAUAUAAGAGGAGGGGCUGAUCAGCGUUAUUUCAAUAUGCUGAGUGUUUCUAGUAGUGUGUGUUCUCGGCUGUAGGCAAACUCGAGUGCUUUGAGAGGUGCCUAUAAAUAAAAAGCAUUUUUAUUAUUGUAUGGAGCACUUUAGUGGCAUAAUCGGCUCAAUGGUUUCGAAUGAGUUCCUUCCUCUUUAGCUUUACUUACUUUGAUCCAUCUCUCCAUCUACUCAUUUUCUCUGAUCCAUCUUGAAUACAGAAACUGUGCACCUGUUAAAACUAAAACACCUGGCCACCAGCUUUGCUGACUGAACUCUUCCUGUAUCGAGUUAGCCAGGGUCAGCCUUUAUCGCAAUGCUGAUUCUUCACCUCGUGAUUUUUCCAUCUCUCCUCUUCAGGGUGAGGAUUGUGCGACAGUCUGUCUACCUGGUUUGUAUGGACCAAACUGCAUGUCCACCUGCUCCUGUCACAAUCAUGCCUCCUGCUCACCUGUCGACGGAUCCUGCAUCUGUAGGGAAGGUACGGUAAAAAUGAAUCAUGGUAAAGAAUGACAGCAUCUCCUUAACUUUGUACUGAAUAGUCUGUAAUCACACUUUUACACAAAACCAUCAUGUUCUUAUGUUGCUUUUUUGACAUAAUGUAUUAUUAAGAACUGCAAGUUGACCUCUGCCUGUCAUUUAUACACUAAAUAUAUCACACAGAGUUUUCAAAACAAGUUAGUUUUUUUGCUGUACUGUUUUGUUUGUUAUUGUCUAUUUAGUUAAUUAAAAAAACCAAUUAGAUGUAAUUUUUGUAGCGCUUUUCAUUUAGGUUAAUAUAAAAUAAAUUGCUUCCUACACACACCAACAUAAACACACACAUAGAGCAAUACAAAGGUUAAGUAGAACUGUACUAAGUGCACUCAAAGAAACCUAAAUUCAGAUAAAAUAAAAUAAAAAUUAAAACACAAACUGAUGAAAAAUUAACAUUUCUUCACAGCUAGAUGUCUUUAGAGGCAGAAUUUGAUAUUACACUUAUUCUGUAAUAUACUACUUCCCCCAGAAGUGAAUAAUACUCAAAUAUAUGUCAUUGUAAAUAAAACUAAAGUAAAGAUCAGAAUAAAGAGUUCAUAACAAUGUUUUUGUAACAUACAAACCUAUUGGUCUCCUAAUUUUGGAACCUUUGAAAGGGGGACUCUGUAUAAGAGAUUAUAACCAGAUCAUGAGUGUGGGAUUCAAGCAGUACAACCAAAGACGGAGGUUAUCUUCGCAGACUGUUUAAACUCAAAUAGAUUAAGAGGCCUUGAAACUGUGAAAAUAUCCCAUAUUUCAUGGACAGAAGCUCCACUUCAAGAUAACAAAACCUUAAAACGACCAUGAACCAUGAUGACCCUCCUUAGUGUCCCCUCUCCUUUUCCUGUUUCUUUCAUUCCUCGACUUUCUCUCAUUAGAAAGACCGAAAGGUACACCAGAAAGUAAUUAUUAGAACAGCACAGCCUUAUAGAGAAGAUGUAAAGUCUGCUGCCAUGGCAACAGCUCUAUCAGGCUGUACUUCUGAGUGGAGUUGUGCUUAGCAGAUUGUUGUAGUGUAUGUUUUGCAAAAUUGCAGAGAUUUGUUAAUUAGCACUUUGCAUAAACAACAACUCAGGCUGAUUGGAUAUCAUUGGAUUUGCAAUUAUUUGGAAAACAAAAACUAUUGAGUGCUUGAUGGCGUUUGGGAAAAAAAGCUGAGAACUCACCAAGCUUUGCAAGUCAUUUUAGGAGAAAUCAAAACAAAUGUAUAAAAGAAUAUCUCAACUCAAGCAUCACAAAUUUUGGACCUAAUGUUGAAGCUAGACCAACAAGUCUGCAGAAGCUAUCCUCAAAGAAUCAAAAGACAAUUUGCAGUUACAGGCCAUCUACAGUAGUGCUCAGAUAUAAAGUGGUUGAGAGAAGAAUUUUCCCUCUAUAGGCACUUAAGGAAAAAAUUCAAUUCAAAAAACUAUAUUUGUCCCCAAGGGCCAAUUAUAAGGCCAUAGAGCAGCGGUAUGUGAGAGAACAGAAGUAGCACAAAAAAGGGAGUUUUGUAUAAAAAUACAGUAAGAGCUGCAGCAGAGAAUGAAAAGAUUCUAGCAUCACUAAGAUCUGUAGGAUUAAAAAAAAAAUCAGCUGAAAAUGGGAUCCAUCAGUUAUCUAGUUGUUGAGAAAUUUUGGUCCACGAUGGAGGAAAAAGUUCAAAAAGUGCAGCUGCAUCCAAGAAUAUUCAUUUAAAAUGACAUAUUAACACCCCGAUGUGUCUGUGCUUCUUCUGUCCAGGCUGGCAGGGUGUGGACUGCUCCAUCCUCUGCUCCAGCGGCACAUGGGGUCUUGGCUGUAAUCAGACAUGUUUGUGUGCCAAUGGGGCUGCAUGUGACCCUGUAGACGGUACCUGCACAUGUUCUCCAGGGUGGAGGGGGGAGCAUUGCGAUGAAUCUUGCCCUGUAAGUCGGCUUUUCGCCUGAGUGGGUGAAGCAAAGACCUGAAAGCAUUUAGGUUUUAACAGUUUUUUUUUUCUUUUUUUUUUUUUGUCGUUUCCAGGAUGGCACAUAUGGGUUAGAGUGUCGAGAGCGCUGUGACUGUAGCCAUGCUGAUGGCUGUGAUCCUGUGAGUGGCUACUGCCGCUGCUACCCUGGCUGGACUGGUGAGUACUGACAUCCCAGCAGGCGGGAAAAAAAAUGACCGCCUCGGUCUAAACUGCAUGCAUUUAUCCUCAAUCAAAAACAUCAGAUGCUAGUCAGAUGUAUUUGUUUUUCCCAAACUGGAAAAUAUGCCGGGGCAAUCAGGGUUUGUGUUUUACAGUGUGUGUUUACAGAAUGUCUAAGCAGUGUUUUGUUAAUUAAAUGUUCAAUUUGUUUUGCUUCUGAGCCGGCGGGUUGUGUGCAUGAGAAAUGUGCAUAAAUGAAUUCUCUUGGCUAAGGCAUUGAAUGCUGCCAUGCAAUCAUGCUUAUAUUGCAUCAAUUACUGGUUACGCACAUCAUCCAAAGAGAGUCACAAGAUAAAUAUUUGGAGACAGAAUCAAAUUAUCAGCCCAGAAAACUCUCAGGAGUAUUAAAUAUGGCCUAUGAUGUUUUGAUUUUGGCACUGGAGAUUAUUUUAAGUUCCAGGUUGUUGUAAAAUCUGACUGAACUAUCAGCUAUAUUUAUUCGUCUGGGAUUCACUCUUAGUCUUAUAGUCUCUUCGACUUAACCCGAUUCCCUCUAGACACGUAUCCCUAGUUCGAACUUGAACAUAUGUUUGCUUUUUGUUUCUUGUCAUUCCAAAUGUUUGCUUAUAGGGAAAGACGUGAAGGUAGGAAAGUGUGAAAGUCACCGCAGGAGUGGGGAUCAUUAUGCUCCAAAAAUGAAGCGUCACAUCUGAAUGUCAAAUAGAAGGGGGGGCUAGCAGAGGACCUGGUCUCUGAGCCUGGGUGGAGAGGUGCAGUCAGGGAGGGAAUAGAUUUCAGCAGGAAAGGUCAAGCCUGUGGGCUCUCAGCAGCCCACUCCAUUCAGCCUCCUGAGCUCAGGGCAUUUAUUCUGGGAAACAAUGUGGGUUUUAUUAUCUGCAAGAACGGAGGCGGCAAAACGGGCCUCUCAUGCUCUGAAUCCUGCACAGGUCGGGACCAUCUGUCAGCCGUAAUUGAGUCACAGGGGUGCAGGGCUGGGGGCAACGUGCAGCCCAGUGGGCCAGACAAAUACACACUAACUCACACACAUACGUUCUCGUCUUGUAGGGGCUUAUCAAUAGGCUCUCUGAGGGCAGGAGCACCUAGAGAGAGAUGAAGAUGUGGGAUUUAUCACAGGAGGAAGUCAAGGAUGGAAUAAAACGCCCAUUUGCAGAAACACUGGAGCUACUUUUUGCUGUAAACACUGUCAUAUCAACAUGCAUGCCAGCUCCAGAGUUUGCAUGGCAUCCUACUUUGCUUUCCACUUGUUUGGUUUUUGCUUAAACUGUCAAGAGGCUUGACUCGGGGAGUGUGUGGUUAAGUCGUCUUUGACCCACACUGUUGUUGCUGAACUGUCGUAAGCCUGACAUCAGCCAACAUAGAUGUGAAAAAAACCCAGAGAGAUGUGACCGUACACUUGAUGCUUGUCCCUGUUAAAGAAGCCUUCACCUUUUAGUUCUGAAGAGGUUGCAUGCCAUAGAGCAGGUAAUGUGAGUGUGUGUUUACAUGCACUGAGACAGAGAGCGAGGUUUGCUUUGCUCCGCUCGCUCUGUACAAAUUGGAUAGCGAGACCUCUGGCACUUCUCUGCGAAAAGCUUCCUUUGAAGAGACUUCAGCGCUGGCUUCUCUCACUCUUUCUUCUCCUUCGCUCACUAGGCACCCAAAGCCCCUCUGUUUGUCACCAUUAGACUGAAAAAUGUGAUGCUCUGUCCGCAUUCAUUUUCUGACAGUAAAGGCAGCCGCAGUGUUUUUUCUUCCUGGCCUAGCAGAACCUCAAACAAACUCGCACAAGCCUUGCCCUCCUUUUGAAGUCCAUGGCUUGGCUUCUGAGUAAAUCACUGCUACCAUGCCCCCUCCUCAUCAGCACCAACAUUUCCUCUCUUUUACACUUCCAUUCCAGCCCUAAGGCUGCCUGAUUACUGUAUAACAUCAGUCCCCAGAGUUUAGUCCAGGUUUAAUUCAAAGGUACUGCUCUUGUGCUGCUUUAAUGGCUGCACCAUUCUUAGAUAUUCUCACUCAAAGGAAAUUUAAAAUGAGGCUUCGAACUAAGGGCUGCUGCUCAAGAGGUUGCAGAGUUUGUGUGUCCCCAAGUGUGUGUGUGUGUGUUUGCAGUGUAUACACAGCAAUUCUGUCCCAUUCUUUUCUGAGUGCAGGAUUUAGAGAAAACACAACACUUUGGUGGAUGUUAAAGUAUUCAUGUGCACGGUUAGGGCCCUGUAUCAAUGCCGUAUUUAACUUGUGUUAUCUCUGACCUGUGCCAAAUACACAGCGACACUUUCACGCUGUGUUCCCAUAGAUUGGGGUAGUGAACAGAGCUGAAAAGGAGCAACUCAAACUCUGCUGAAGAGAAUAGGAGGCAAGCUGGGCCCCUCUAGAGAUCCAGCCCUGUUAAUCAACAUAGCACUGGCAGGGAGCCUCCGUCUGAUCAAAAAUAAGAUACAUUUUGAGCAGAGAAAUAGACUCUGAAAGAUGGGCUGAACAAUGAAGACACAAAGUACAGCUGCUAUAUUAAAGACCUACUCCGAUGAAAAUUAUGCUGUCAUUGUUUUUUUGGAAGUUCAUAUGGAAUUUUUCUGAUGCUAGAGGACAUAUCAUGAGAAAACUGAGUGCGAAAUUGCUUUUCUGAGUAUUUCUACAUUUAAAUCGCUGUGACCUCUGGCAGACCCAAACGGCAGGUUCAGAAACAGUCAGUGCGUUUACAUGCACAGCUUAAUCGGAUUAGGCUCAUAAUGCGUUUUUUUUUUUUUCACCGAAUCGGACUUCUUUCCUUGUCCGCAUACACAUGCAGCUAAGAAAAUCGAAUUAUUGACGUGAACGUGUCCUCCUCCCCAAAACUAGGGGGCGAUAUGGGCCUUUCAGCGGCACUGAUUCCAACCCCAAACAAAUGUCAACAACAACAGCAGGUCCGUGCCAGACGUCUACAACUGCUGCUGGGCAUUUUACAAACAAGAAGAUGGAGCAUCGUACAGCGUUGUUUUUGUCAUACACGCUAAGUUUUCUGUACAUGAGGUGCACACUACUCCUUUUCACUGGUGUUUUUAUUCUGGGGUUAUGGCGGCGUGGCGCAUGCGCACAUGCAUUGCCCAUCAUACUCCGACUACGCUGGUUACAUAGUAGAGAAAAUUGAAUUCCAAUCGCAUUAUCUGGGUGUCUUAAUUAUAAUCAGAGUUCUCAAACUCCGAUUUUAGUUGGACUAAGGUGUUUACAUGCAUUUCAGUUGUCCGGUCUUAAUCAGAGUAAGGCAACAAUUCUGUUUUCUCGAAUGUCAUGUAAACGUACCGAGAUUUCAUACGUAACCAAUCCAAGCUCCGCCCCCAGAGCCCAGCUAUGCAGGCCAGGCUCAGAGAAAUAAAGAGGACGAUCGUAGAACAAGCGUGUCCGUUAGCGGAUUGCAAUCAUAAUCACAAUUUAAAGACCACUGAGAACACUUAAAGUAGUAAAAAAAACAAUCGGAGUGGGACUCCAAGGGUUAAAAUCUAUUAAAAAGCCUUGCUAUGUGAAUAACCCUUCACAGAUCCACAUGGUACCAUUGUGUGUGCUUAUCUUUGAUACCAGGGUGCUACAUUAAGUGAGUGAUUUAAUGUAUUUUUGUCUUUGCACUUUGCUAAAGAUGGAUUUUCUGUGAUGUUCCUGCAGGGAUCCACUGUGAUAAUGUGUGCCCACAAGGCUUCUGGGGACCUAACUGUUCAGUCACCUGCUCGUGUCAGAAUGGCGGCUCCUGCUCCCCAGAGGAUGGCACUUGUGUGUGUGCACCUGGAUACAGAGGGACCUCCUGCAAAAGAAGUGAGCCUUCCCCCCUCUUUCCUCUACGACCUCUCUUCCCAAACCCUUUCAAAAUAACAGCACGAAACUGUGCAGGAACUCCAUCACAGCGUUGACCUUGCUUUGAUCUUUGAAGAUUUGUUGAAGGGGUAUUGUGGGCUCAGGGAAGCACUCAGAUGUCGGUCAAAACUGCUGGAGUGUGAACCCUUCAUCACUGCUAUCACUUAAUCACAGUGUCUGUACCCCAACAGCAGCCCCCUCAGACAAGCGCACUCUCUCUCACACACACACACGCCCUCCUUAGCCCAUCCAGUCCGUCCUCAACAACCAACUCACAGCGGGAAGCUCACACUCCUCACCCAAGGCUCAUCAGAGGGUGAGCUCACUGGGAGUGCGAGCUCUGCUUUCUGAAUGGGGGUCUGUCUGCCGUCGCUCUCGAGUGAUGAGCUCACUGAUUGGGAGUGAAAUUCAAAGUCACAAACGUGUAAACAUCAAUUUGAGAGAGUGAGUCGAGGGACUCGAACGAGUGUGUGUGAAAAUCAUUACUUCUCCUAAUUUAAUGUCUACACAGAUAAUAUAUUCCUCAGGUGUAAACCUCAACUGUAGUUUUGCUGUUUUUCCUGCGAGUGGAAACUUAAACAGGAGGAUUAUAUGCGUCUCCUGAGGCUGAUUAAGUUGUAUCACACCUGCUGAUCUCUAUCAUUCAAAGCCAGUUGGGUAAAAUUAACAUCGUACUGUUGUCAGAAAUAGCCAAGGUUGUUUUUGUCCCUCCUCAAAGGAGUCUUGUGUUGUUAAUAUCUAAUUUCUCCUCUGAGACUUGUAAUAUCUGUGUCGGUCUUCCCCUAUCAUCUAACCUUUGCUUCAAAGGCUCUCCCUGUGCCUCAGCAUAUGAGAUGUCUUUUUUUACUGUAAGUUGAAAUAUCUUAUCAGGGCUGCACAGACUGUGCUCUUUGUUUAAAUAUUAGUAAAAUUGCAUUUCUACCACCCUGAACUUCUUUUUAUGAUCCCCAUUCUUUCCAUAAAACCGGCAUUAUUAACGCACGGUUGUGUUUCCUGACGUUUAUAGAUCAUCAAGCUGCUCUCAAGCCUCAACAUAAAACAGAUUUCACGAUUCUCCCAACUAUUUUACUAUUUAUUCUCUGGCAGCAGAUGAAACGGGAGUGAUUACAAUAAAGACUGGCUCUUCUGCUUCGCCCUCCCACCGCUGUCUGUGCAGUUUUAAUUCUCUCAGCUAUGAUUUUACUCGACUCCCUCGAUCGCUCUUGUCAUGCCCGGUUUUACCGUAACAUACCUCUCGUGCAAUGCAACAUUUGACUGACUCUAUCUCCUCUCCCAUCAUGCUUUGCAGUCUGCUCUCCGGGGUUCUACGGGCACCGCUGCAGUCAGUCGUGUCCACAGUGUGUGCACAGCACUGGCCCAUGCCAUCACGUCACGGGCCACUGUGAGUGCCUCUCCGGCUUCACUGGCUCUCUGUGCAACCAAGGCAAGUAGUCCUCGGAGACUUUUUGACCUUUUCAUGCAGUUUCUCUUUCUAUAAGAAUCAUUCACGGUGAAGAGUUCGAUGUUAUUACCAGAAAGCUGUGAGAACAGUUUAAACUAGAACACAUGCAGACAUUUGUCUUGAUAAGACAGCAGAAAAUCUCUAUUUAAUUGUAAAGAAAGAAAAACAGUUUAUCUCAGAGAGUCGCCUCAUAUUUUUGUAGAUUGGAAUCAAAAUGACAGGGUGUUACAUAUUGAAGAGAUGCUGAUGCCUUCGGUUUCAUAUUUUCUAUAAGGAUUAAUUCAUAUUUAAAAUAAACUCCUGUUGCAGCAUUUUGAGACGACACCUGUAUGUUUUUCGCUUGUGCAGUCCUCGCUGUGCUCAGUUUCCCUAAUAGGAUCAACAGAUGACCUGCAGCCUCUCCCACUGGCAUCUUAGCCCUGCAACUUUGAAUAAUAGCUAUUAUCACUGCUCCCCAGAUUAGACUAGAAAAACUCACCUUCAACAGGAGCCCUGAAUAUUGCUAAAGCCAGCAAUUUUACACAAAGAAUGAUGUCAUGGAAAUGUUGGUGUUCCUCUCCCUGACAGACAGCUUUUCUUCAUCCAGGAGGAGCAGUGUUUCCUUUACAAACAGACAAAGAAAUUACACACAUGCAUGCAUAUUCUUGUUAAAUUUAAUUUGAAGACAACCUGGGAAAGUUUUUUUUCUUUCAGUUGUGCUUCAAAGAUGAUGUUUGAAUUUCACGGCGAGAUCUUGCAUAGAGGGAAAAGUUUGCAGCCUGUGUUUUUACCUCAGCGGAUCCUGUUUUAAGCUGAAAUUUGUUUGAUUCCAUUUAUCCAUGAGUGUUUUUUUUUUUUCUGCAAAUUUUCUUGACAACAUAUAUAAACGCAAAAACAUUAAAGUCAGAAUUUGAUUGCAGCUGCUGUGUAAUGUGUUGACAAUAUCAUGCAUUCCUUGUAAAAGUUGAAGUGUUUUAUUAUUAGUCAGUAAUCUUCUUAUGUAUAAGCUCUAUUGAAAUAAUGUACAUUUUAAAACAUCAGGGCUGCUUGAAAAACAUGUAAUGUGAUAUAAUAUAAUAUUUGCAUUUGCAAGAUUUGGAGCUAUAGUCUUAUCCCCUAACCCUCAAAGAGUUUACCUAAUAUAGGCUGAUGUGAGUUGGUUAUAUGGCCAACACACACAGUUAUAUGGUUACUGGUCUGGUCUGUGGUUGCACUGCAUUGAGGGAGACAUCCAAACGCACUGUGGAUUUUUCUUCUAAUAAUUUACCUUUUUUUAAAUAAAUUACUGAAACACAGCGGGGAAUUUCUGAAUUCUCUUUCAUGGCUUUGAGCAAUGUCUUACAAAAUAAAAGUUUAAUAGGUUAGCUGAAGGGAGAGGAAAAAGGAAAAAAGUCGAGCCAGUCCUAAUUUGUCAGACUAUAAUUACUGUUGAGCAGGCGUUAGGCCGCAGGGGAUGAAGGUGGCCAACAACAUGAACAUUCUCCUCUUGUUGAGCCCUGUUGGCGUCCUCACUUGUCCUCUGUCCAGCACACAAAGUCCCGGCUUAAUGAAGCUCUCCCAGUGUGUUGAGGCUUGAAUCCCCAGAAGCGGCAGUAUGGGGGAGCCAACCUCGUGGCCUAAUGACAACCUGCUUCAAGGAGCUUGAAAGAGCUCUCAAGAAGAGGGGAAAGCCAGUUGAAAUGUAAUCAUUAAAAUCACCCCACAUGAAAACGAGUCAGACCUAUUUCUCACACAGUCAGCCACCUUAUCUGAUAUUUCCGACGCUGGGCCAUUCUCUUUAUAUGGAGCCUUUGAUGUAUUUGCCGCUGCUGCAGCUCCCUGAUCCUGCUGGUUAGAAACACCUUGGUUCAAUUUGUCUCUCAGCCCAACAAGAAAACACAAUGGAGGUUUCAUUGGAAAUGACAUCUUUUAUUGAAGAGUGCCAGAGAGCAUUUAAAUAUUAAUUUCAUAAAAAAUGUAUACAGUGGUCUGUGUACAUGGUCUAUUUUAAUUCUGAGGCACAUCACUCAUUCCACUCUUGUGAGUGGAAUUGGGGCAGUCGUGCCACUGGAGGCUGUGAUUGACUCCUCCUUUUGUUUAAACAGAUCACUUCAUGUCCACUCAAAUAGAACAAUAUCAUCCAUUAGAGGACUGUGUUUACACAACCUCUCACGAAAUUAGUUUGUUUGUGUGUGUGCUCACACUAAUGUGUCCAAGUUUGGUGUCAUAAUGUUAAUGGAUUUUACUCGUCUUUGCAUGAAAGUGAAAAUAUGCAGAUCAGGGAUGUUUGGUGAAAUUAUGUGUUGUGCUUUGGGGUUUGCAGUCUGUUCAAGCGGCAGGUUCGGGAGGGCCUGUGCUGAGAUCUGCUCCUGUACAAACAACGGCACCUGCAACCCCAUCGAUGGCUCCUGCCAAUGCUUCCCUGGUUGGAUAGGAGAGGAUUGUUCUCAGGGUAUACCUUCUCCUCACCUUCAUCAUGUGUUAACUUUUCUUGGUUUUUAAGAUUUACUCCUCUCAUUGUCUGUCUCCACCUUUAAUUUCUCCCUCACAUUUACCUUCAUAGUCAUAAAUCAUUUUCAUGACCCUUCAAAUUCCAAUACUCACCCUCAGUCUCAGCGUAUGUAAAACAGAUAGCUUGCCAGAAUGAUUGUUGUAAUACAUUAUGCUCUUUGAUUUACUGCGCUGUGGGCCAGAGAUCAUUAGCAGAGCUUGGAGCUAUGGGAAAUUGAUGUGUGGGUUUUGAUUGUAUCAUACACCUCGAAUAAAAAUAACUAAUGAUCAGAUGGAUGUCAAAUUAGUAAAACUUUACUUUGGGUUAUCCUACCUGUUAAAAAUAUUUCUCCUAAAUAAUAGAAAUUAAAUCUUAAAGGUAAAAACACACUUCAUUUCCUGCAGAAUCAAAAUGUUGAUAUGCUUCUGGAUCUUUGUGUGUAUUGAGGAUGUUUUACCUUUCAAAAUGUGUGUUAUGUCUGCGAUGCAUGUCUGAUAUGAUGUGUUCAAGAGUGUGUGAUGAUGAGCUUGACUGUGUCUCUGGCGUCUGCAGCCUGUCCCUCUGGGCACUGGGGCCCUGAUUGUCUCAACUCGUGUAACUGUCACAACGGAGCCCAGUGCAGUGCCUACGAUGGGGAGUGCAGGUGCAGCCCAGGCUGGACUGGACUCUACUGCACACAGCGUGAGUCUCUCCCACCACGUUAGCAGACACACAGUGACAUCUGCAGGCGGCUCAGCAGACCUGCAGCCCAACACAAGCGGCUCAUGUUUGUUUUUUUUUAGAGACUACUGGCUGAUAUGAAGUUUCAUUCAGUUUUUUUUUCUUUUUUGAUGGAGCAUCAUCCAAAUAACACUAAUGGUCACUUCAUUAAUUUGCUUAUUUUAAAUUCCAGUCAUUCACUCAGGGACAGAACAGUUCAUCAACAUCAGUUCACCAAUUUGAAUUCCAUUAUCUUUCACCCUGAGGGGUUUGUUCAGUCCUUUUUGUGGUGUCAUGCUCUUUUGUAUGAAAAUGACAUUUGUUUUUGCACUUGCCCCCCCUUCUCACAUGGAUUCACACUCCCGUUGUUGUGUUCUGUAUUUCUGCAUUCAUGCUAUUUAACACCUUAACCAGAUUUUCUGCUGAAGCAGGAAACGAUUCAUUUCCAUUUGUUCACAUUGGCCUCAAUUGAGUAUGCUGCAGAGACAUUGAAUGAUAUUGAUUUUCCUGUUCCCCCUGCAAUAUAACCUUGACUCUUUAUGUUGUGUCUCUUUCCCUUUGCCGCCCCCUACCAAAACGUUUUCUACAUCUCUGUCCUAGGCUGUCCUUCAGGGUUCUAUGGCAGGGACUGCUCUGAAGUGUGUCGCUGCCAAAAUGGUGCAGAUUGUGACCACAUCAGUGGCCAGUGUGCUUGUCGAACGGGCUUCAUUGGGACGAGCUGUGAGCAGAGUUGAGUAGACCCAGCACAUUUUAGCUUUAAACAAAAUUACCGAGCGUGAGUGAGUGAGUGUGUGUGAGUGUCAGUGUGUGUGUGUGUUGUAUAAACACUUUGGCUCCCACUCUCUAAGUGCUUUAAUUUUGAUGGAUGUAGUAAUGCACCUCUCUCCCAUGCAGAGUGUCCUGCUGGUACAUUUGGAUAUGGCUGCCAGCAGCUGUGUGAGUGCCUGAACAAUGCUACCUGUGACUAUGUGACUGGAACGUGCUACUGUAGUCCUGGUUACAAAGGCAUCCGCUGCGAUCAAGGUGAGAGGUGAUCGGGAUGAUCAAGGCUCUCUUCUGUAUCAUGAUUUCAACACAGAUGUGUACACAAACUCACUUUCUGUGUAUUUCCUGUAGCAGCUCUGAUGAUGGAGGAGCUGAACCCGUACACAAAGAUCAGUCCAGCUCGGGGCUCAGAGCGUCAGUCUGCAGGGGCCGUCAUGGGCAUCAUCUUUCUCCUCCUCAUCAUCAUGGCCAUGCUCAGUCUGUUUGUGUGGUACCGACAGAGGCAGAGGGACAAAGGCCAUGAGAUCCAGCCGAGUGUGUCCUACACCCAGGCCAUGCAUAUCACCAACACUGACUACUCCCUGUCUGGUGAGAUCUUUUAGAGACUACUCAAAACGUGUGAUUCUUCUUGACAAACACUGAAGCUUUAAACAAAAACCACAAAACUAGAGUUUGAGAUCUGAAUUAUUUCAAAAACAAAGGUGAGCGAAAAUUUUAGAGUCCCAAUCAUAGACUGUGAAAAACAUGAACAUCAUCUUGGUUGACGUUGCUCAUUCAUUUCUGAGGCAGAAAUUUGAAACCCAGUGAAGAUAGUUGCCAUGUUGUAACCCAACUUUUAAUUGAGUCAAGAGGCAAAGAGGUGGAUCUGAGGUGGACCAUUAGCCUCUUGGCCAAAACCCACUAAGUGUCAGUCCGACACUUAAAAUGGCUGUACCCUUAAUCAUACAUAGUUGUGCUAAACUUGUAGCAUUUACAUCUUUAAUAAGUACAAGUAACAGAAAAAAACUCAACCCCUUUCAUAUGGGCUCUACUGUUAUCACUUAAUGGAAAAGAUAAGAUAAAGUUACAUUGAGCGACUACUGUUGAAAGGAAAGCUACAUUCAAGGAUUUUGUCUUUUGCUUUUUCUUGAUGAUUGAUAAAAUGUACCCAAGUUUUAAUACUCUUCUAUUUUAAAAGAUGUAUUUACUAAACUUUUCUUGGGGUACAGGAAUCUUUUAGCCCCUUUUAAAAACUGAAUUUAUGUAUUGAGAGAAAACUUUCAGAUAAAUCAAAGUUAAAAGUCACUGCAACCUAAAUACUGUGUAUUUGAUAACCAGUUGGAGAUCAAUCCUUAUAAAAGCUUCUUUUAGUACCUUUUGAUUUGUGUCAAACUUCCCCCUGUGGACAAAGCGGUGCCUCUUGAGUCUUGACUUGCUUUAUCAUUUUACAUUUUAAAGCAGAAGAGGUUUUAACAAAAAUCUUAUCUUGUUUUUUACUGUCAAGUUUAUCAUUCGUCAAACAUCCUAUCUAUGAAAAAGUCGAUUUUAGCAACAUGCAGCUUUAACAGGCAUAAAAAAAAAUAAGCUAUAAGAGAAAUUAUACGAAUCCCCCAUGAGGGAAAAGUCUCUUGUUACAUUUCCUGUAAGAGACAAGCAAAGGACUAAAAGAUGUAAAUGAUACAAACAGAUAUUGAUGGCAAUAGAAAUAAAAUGAUAGUAGAUAAUAAGAUUGAAAAUAAAUGCUUCUUGUUUGUUGAUGCACAAGUGUGAGUAUUAAUCUUAGUCUGUAUCAUAACUUGAACCUUUUAGAGUGUGGCAGUACUGUAGCCAUGAGGACCAGUGCUGCAGAGGUGAAUCAGAGCACAGGCGGCAGCAGCAGUGGUCAGUGCUUCUCCAACCCCAGUUACCACACGGUGGCCCAGUGUAACGUGGUCUCAACCAUCUCCAGCAACCUGGACGGCACUCUGACCCUCAAAGUAUGACCGCUCUCCAUUUAUGUUUUCAUAUGCAUUUUCAAUUACAUGAAACGGUACAUUAACCUGUGCUUAUUCUUUUACAGUCAAGCACUCUGAAGAACAGAAACGGCUCCGAGUGGAGGGCCUACUGCAACCUCAAUGAUAUAGGUCAGUACUUCUCUUACACACCAAAUUUUACUGGUUUAUUUUGGACUUUGCGGACUCCACAGUUCAAGGGCAGAGACCUGUGUGUCAGUGGUUUAGACCUCAUCUAGGCCCCAGCCCUGACACGGCCACCCUGCUGUGAAUGAAGAUGAACCUGAGGUUUCUUGUUAGACAUAACCUUUGCUCUGAUUGUGAUCAGAUAUGCGGGUGGGACAGAGGAAGCAGCCGCGCAGAGGUGAAAGGAGGCCACUGUGGGCUCAUUAGUUCUCUUUCGCUUUCCCACAUGGCACAUUACUUUAUGAUUGGACCCAUUAGGUCAGAUACUGCACUCCAAGGUUGUGAAUUAUAGAAAAUUAGCCGUGAUAGAAAUACUACUCAUAAAAGCUGACAUUUUUGGCUCAAACGCCUCCUUUCAGAAUUUGUGAGCAGUACAUAAACAUUAGAAACAUGGUUUGAUCGACCUAAUGUAGAUGUGAGAAUAUGUAUUUAUUUCUUCACUGCAUUGGUCAACAACCAAAACUCCAGCUAAUCAUAUAAUGAUAUAGAUCUGUGUAUUAAUAUGGAGAGCGUGCAUGAAAAGUGAAGCCAAAGUACUGCUUCAACAGGCGCUGACAAAUUACACUGGUGGAGCCUUGACAUCCAUGGAGGCAUCCGGCUAGUGGGGCUGGGGGCUAACACUGAUGGGUGUGAGAAGUUUCUCUCCCACCCUAUCUCUCUGUAUUUAUCCCAGCAGCGGCCUGGUGGCUGUCUAGCAUAAGUCUGGUCCUUCCCAAGGUUUCUGCCUGUUAAAAGGAAGUUUUUCUUUGCCACUGUCACUCAUGAUAGAUGAGAUGGGUCAAAUCUGUCCCAUUUUAACGUUGGGUCUUGAUAAUUCAUCAAACAAUGAGCGUGGUCUAGACCUGCUCUUUUUCUUUGGAAAGCGUCCUGGGAUGACGACUAUUGUGAAUUGGAGCUUUGUAAGUAAAAUUGAUUGAUUUGAUCGAGAAGUUCAGUAAUUCUUUUGCUUAUUACUUGUGUCAUUUUCUCUAUUCUUUCCUGUCUUGGUACGCUGAUCACUGCAAGCAGUUGUCAAUCGAGCUGUCAAUUCUGAUUUCACUUGUCCUUAUUUUAGCAUCAGAUAACUUAUCAAAACUAAACUUUCCUGAAAAAUAAACAUCUGCACAUUAAUGAGCAUGAGAAGAACUGUUACAACAGUGGGCGUAUUUGUAGAUGAGCAUUUUAAUUUUCUUGUUUGACCUAUGUUGCGUCUUUUUGUUUUGUGUUUUAUUACCUCUUUUUUAAUUUACUUUCUUUUUAUGCUUUAUCACCUUCAUUAUAUUUUAUCGUGGUUUUAUCAUUUUAGUCCUAGAUCCAGUGUUUCCUCAUCUUAUUUAACUCAAGUUAGCGUUUCCUCAGUCAUCUGUGGCAAGUUGAAGAGUCCUCACCUGGUCUUUUGUGUAUCUGUGUGUGUGUGUGUGUGUUAGUGCUGUAUGUGUUGAAUGGGGUUUGGUAUUUGUAUUUUUAUUUAUUUUAUUUCUUUUUUUUUUAUAUCCUGUGUGAAUGGACAGCACUUUGAGCUACAUUCUAUGUAUGAAAAGUGCUUUAAAAAUGAAGUUUGAUUGAUUGAUUAAUUUUGCUGUGGAGGUGUCCAGCUAGAAAAUCUAUGCUGCAUCCAGCUCUUUCAGAAGAGCUGUCAAAGUUUUGGCUUCACUUUAGGUAGCUGUUUUGCGGUCUAUGACUGUAUAUUGUCUGUAGUUCCUGUAGCACAUGAAUGCGCUACAAAAAUAAACACUUAAAAUCCCACGACAAACUUAAAGUGGCUAUCUAAACUGUACAGCCUAAUUGUAAACUCUAUUUGUGUAUUUCUCUGUAUUUAAUCAUUAUUGUCUGUAAUGGACUUAUUGCUGAUGAGUGACGUGCAAAAUUCUCCAUCUGUGAAUUAGUCUUUGUCAUGUCAGGCUGUAAAUUCAGAUAAAUCUUUGAGCACAGUGUCGUUUUAUGGUAGAUAACACAGCAGAUCAAUCACAGUGACAAGUCCCUCUCCUAAAACAGUCUUGGAUGAUUAUCCUGAAGUUCUGACAAAAGAGAUUGAUGACGACUUAAAUAAAAACGUGUUCCCUCUCUUCAUCAUGUGCUGUUGCUUGGUAAAUGUCCCAUUAUGACUGCAGAUUAUGACUUAAACUUGUAAAUCUCUAAAUGUUGAGCAAAUUUUGAAAGUCUUCAUGAUGAUGUUUCUUGUGUCUGUCAUGGAAAAUACGCAUCAGGGUGAACUUUAAUGAGAUAUUUCCUGUCAACCUUUUUAUUUUAUUGAUGUUUGAGUCUGAUGUAUCGACGUUUGUUCCAGAUGUUCAACAGGGGGAGACACAGACGCAGAGAGGCUCCAGAAAAGGUGAAUAAUUAAUAAUGUAAUUAACUCUGUGUGUGUGUGAGUCUCUGUGUGUGUUUGCUGCAUAGUGAAUCCUGUUCAGCUUCACCAGCACCAAUAUUACAAAAUCCUUUCAUGCUCAACAACCCAUGUAUCAAUUUCCCCUUCUUGGUUUCUAAUCCCCUCUGAGACUUUCAUUUCUCUGACCUAAAAAUCCCAUCUCCUUAUAUUCUCCAUGAUUUAUGUGAAAACUCUCCACACUUUGGACGAGAUCAUGGCGGGUCUGAGGUUUUGUUCCAAACUGUAAUUGCUCUCUAUGGCUCGGUGCCCAAUACGUCAUUUAGUCUCCCACACUGUGCAGUCGCUGGUGAAUGUGAAGGACCCAAGGGUGUGGAGAGGAGUCUGAAGGAGCUCUGCUGCGGUCUCUAAUGAGCCCUCUUAUCAGACUGAUGAGACUGUUAUGGAUGAGAUGAGCCUUCCUCUCUCUCCCCUUUGUACUCGGAUUACUAUACACCUCCAUUAUUAACCUGUCAGAGACAAAAGAAGUACAUGUUCUCUGAUAUGACAGCUAUUUUCCUUGGAGUUUACUUGGCCUGGCUCUAAUUCACUUUUAAAUGUACAUUUCUAGUAUUAACACUGCUCCUAUACAGUAAGUAGCGACUAUACCAUCACUGUCUUCAAUGCUUAAUCUGUCCUUGUCUAAUGGUACCUGCAGAUUACAUCAAGGCCUCUAUGUGCAGCAACAGCUCCUGCUCCCUGAACGGUGAGAAUCCAUACGCCACCGUCAGAGACCCUCCAGGGCUAGCAGCCUGCAAGCACACAGAGAGCAGCUAUGUGGAGAUGAAGUCCCCCUCUCACCGGGAGGUGCCCUUUGGAGGCACCGCCACCCUCCUGGGCAGUGCGGCCAGGAACGUCUAUGAUGUUGGUGAGUGCGUUGUUGUUCAGGUGUGUUGAGCACAGCAGGGUCUGGUCAUGUGUCCCCACUGUGCAGACAUUUUAGCUUGCUGAGAGGAAAUGUGAGCUUCUGUUCUGCUGCAUGCACCUCUACUUUUUCCCCCUUUUCUUAAGCCUAAGUGUUCUUCACCUUCAUCUCCUACUUUUCUCUUUUCUUUUCUUCCAAUAACUCUUUCAGAGCCAACUGUGAGCGUGCUGCAGGGACCCAAUGGAAUGGCAACCGGCUUCUCCCAGAGCCCUUAUGACCUUCCCCGUAGCAGCCACAUCCCCAGUCACUAUGACAUACUGCCCAUGCGCCACAGCCCCACACACACACCCCCGCCACCCCCAGAAAGCCCCAGCUCCAGCUCCCUGCUCUAGAGGAGCACAAACACACACACACACACACCCUCUCACGGCCCGGCUCUGGCAGCACGCCGGCACCCAGGCAACGUUGAGAAACGUUUAAGCAUCGGCUCUCCCUCUGUCUCUCUGUGUGCUUUUGAUUAGAUACUGAGAUGUUGAGAUGGAGGGACAGCCUCUGCUCUUUGGCUCCCUUCACUUGCUCUCAUCCUGUGGCCCUGAUGGAGGGAGGGGUGAGGAAAGAGUCCACACACCAGCGACUGUUCACCCAUUUAAUUUUUCUUAUAGAACUGAUCACUCAAACUGCUGCCCAGUCUCUUUAUGGACCUCUUGGAGUGGAACGCAGUGAUUCUAAAUGAGCAGCAUACCGGGAUUGUUCGGACAGAUUAUUUACAGGGAAAGAGCUAUGAUCACACUCAGUUUUAGCUCAUGAUAUAGGUUUACUAUUCAAGGGCAGCCAAGUGUUUAUAAUGUCCUCCAAACAGGAGUUAUUUUCUCCACAUGGGGGAAGGUAUAGCAGCCUUACUCAUAUCAGAGCAGGUCACGGUGAAAUAUUAACAGAGAUUUUGAAUCGUCAGUAUGCAGCAGAUGCAGAUCUACAAACAACUAACACUGAUCUUCUACUGUGAAUCUACAAGAACAUAAGAGACCUUGAUAUUCUGAAACAAGAGGGAGAAAUGAGGAAGAAGUCUGAUAAAGCAUGGACACAUUUUAAAAUAUUAUAACACUGUUAAUGAUCACACACAGUAAAUACUAAGUUGAUCCCUCUGCGUGUACAUUUUAUUUUGUUUUAGUGUUUAUGAGGCCUGAUGUAUCUGCAGAUGCUUCUAGGCCACCAGUGUUUCAGGCAUUAAUGCAUCACUAUGACACCCUCACAUGCAGUAUAGGUCUUAAGAUUUCUACCCCACUCUGAUGAGGUGAUCAGAUCAUGUGUUUGUUUUCUAUGUGAAAGCUUUUUUUUUUUCUUUUCUUGCAAAUGUCUUGGUUUACAUUUUUAAGUGUUGGGUUGUAAAAGAAGGGAUUGCUUUAACCUUUUUAUGUUUGGUAUUUAUAAAGCUUUAUUUAAUAAUUUAUAUAAGUGAUGGUGAGUUUUCUAUCAAUGUGACACUAGAAUUAAAAAAAAAAAAGAUAAGCAUGAUCAGAUAAUGGAAACCCACUGAUGUAGAUAAAACCCAAUUUAUCUUCUUGUUAAAUGAUCAGUGUCCUUUUGUGAAACGUUUUUUGAAGUUAUUUAAAAUGUUUUCUCCCAAUCUCGCUGUCAGAUUAUUGAUUGAAAAUGUUUCAUCUAACCAGUUCAAGACCCAUAAAAACCCUUUGAAGCAUUUAAGAGAGGAAACUAUGUGUAAAAAGUCCAACUUUAAAGUAUUUUAUGUUUGUAUCAGGCUAACUUAUUUAUAUAUAUAUAAAUUAAAUUUUAUUCAUUCACUAUGUGAAUUCCAUUCAACCCUCUGUAGAAGCAAUAACAUGUUGACAAUCGAUGCCCAGACAACAAUUUUCAUUAGUGCUGGACAUUAUGACAUCUCUGACUAGUGUGGUGACAGUGGAUCAUAUUUUAUGUGACUGUUUUUCCUCUGAGGAAGGUUUUCCCCAGUUGCUGUCAUAUCAAAGCUGCUUGUUGUUUUGGUAAAUAAGUUUCAAAUUAAAAGCUUAUUCUGCCAUCAGACACCUGUUUCAGUCACAUUGAUACUCUUACUUAACCUCAGAGAAAUGUCGAAACAAAGAAUGUUUGACUCUGAUGGAUCUAGGAUAUCACUCCAGCAAAUAUUAAAAGUUGUUCAAAUCUAAUAAACGGGUACUUACGAUCUCUGACCUGCUUCUACCUGCAUAACUGCGUGUUUAAAACUUAUCUAGAGUCUGGAAGUUUCUAAAAUGUCUAAUGUUUAAAAAAAAAAGUGACAAAAACAGCGUAAACACAUUGUAGGCUCCACAGCUUUGUAAAAACUGUGAUUUUGACAGUGUUGUGGUUUCAAAAGUAUUUGUAUUUGUUCAUCAGAUGUGACACACAUUUUAAACAUUAAAGUUUUUAAUAUAAAUCACCAGAUUUCGAAAUAUCA